Messenger RNA from Coregonus sp. 'balchen', 56963 nucleotides. The record is from the annotation of a GenBank genome assembly. Lineage: Eukaryota; Metazoa; Chordata; Actinopteri; Salmoniformes; Salmonidae.
AUGGAGGGGUACAGUUGCAGCAGUAACAGGCUGUACUCAGGGCCUCUGUCUGCGUCUGGACAGAAGAUCCUAGCAGCUCUCCGAGCCCAGAGCCACAACCACUACUCUGAUACAGCGAGGGCCCAAAGCUACAGACAACGUGAGUCAGCAAGGACUGAAUAGUGCAGUGCGAUAUUUAGAAGGAUGCAGACAGAAAUGUAAUCUACAUAUUCUAUAGACCUGACACCACUCUUUAUUCUAAACAAUAUCGUAAGCAGUGAUGUAGAUGAUAAAUGCUGAUCGCCGUUCAUGAGUAAAGGAACGCUCAAUUUACUUUCAAUGCAUUUUUCCCGCAAAUGGUGGGUAAACGGCAUUUACGUAUGUUACCCUCCACUACACUGAUCGUAAUGGUUCUAAAGUACUAUGUGUUGACAAAGGCACAAAUUCACAGAUCUGUGUGUAUAUCUGGUGGUGUUGGGAAAGACAGACACAUUUCAGUUCUAACCAAUGGACAAAGUAUCCUAUUCUCUAUUCUAUUGUGCUUACUUUAAAAAAAGCCUAUCUAUUCAAAUGUUAGAUGAGAGGUAUGACGGCAGACAGAGAGGGUCACCAGUCAGAGGCCAGCUGGAGCAGAGGAACACAGGAGGAGAGGAGAGGGAGAGAGACAGACCGGUGAGGAGAUGACACCGUAGUAGGGGAAUAGAAAUAGUAAUUGGGUUGGCCGUACAGGCAGUGUUAAACGAGUUGUCAUUAGCAUCCAAACAUGGUACAGAAUGAAGUGGCAUAGAAUGGGUUAUUUGGUUAGGGAAAGGCGGAUAAAAGAGGUGUCAUUAGCAACCUGAAAUGCAGUAAGAUGGUACCCUCUUCAGGGAGAAUAAACAGAUGGGUCGAGUCCUUACUAUAUGAAUGUGGUGCAUGUGGUGAAAUUCAAUUAACUAUUGUUCCGUUGAGGAAACAUCUGGUGUGGUAUUUCUUGUGCAUGCAACAGGCACAGAACAUAUAGGCCGGUUUCCCAGACACAGAUUACGCCUAUAGUCCUAGACCAGGGGUGAGUAACUGGCGGGGCCCCUCUUUUGAAGGUCCUUGGAGUUCAGUCGGGGUCUCAACUUAAUGUUGCGAUUUUGGUUGUGCAUCAGCAGUUUUUCUCUUACGUCAGUCACUGAUAGUCACUCAAUUAGUCCAUGUCAGCUAAACAUUUUUAGAUCGCUAAAUUAGUUUAGCAGCCAGCUAUCUAAACUUGUUAUCAUGGUCGAAUUACCGGCCGGGGGGGGCCCCCAUUGAUUUUGUUAGUCUCACUCAGAUGUCAUAUUAAAAACUAAACAUUCUCUCCACCCUAUGGCAAAAUGUGUAGAAUUGCAGGAAAUUAGCUGUAAAACAGCUUAUUUCCCUCUGCCCCAUGGCAAAAUGUGUGGAAUUGCACAAACUUGCUUUAAAACCGGUGUUGUUUUCGAGACCACCUAAAGCGAGACGAUUCAAGACCAAGACCAGAGCAAAUCGAGCCUGAGUCAAGACCAGAGGGCGGGGCGAGACCGGGAGGGGGACGAGGAGUCCGAGACCGAGUCAGGACCGAGACCAUAAAAAUGCGAGUUUAAGAUGACGAUUGUGAUUUUGUCAAAUCGCCACUAUAAUAAGAGUUCAAAAUGUCCAGUAUUUCUGUGUUCAUAUUUCAGAAGAACAUAUGGAUUCUCUAGACAUUCAGAAUAGUGAAAAAAUGCAUGCUGAGGGCAAAUAAAGCCACUCUACAAAUGAUUACUAACCCAAACACAGUGGGGAACAAUGAGGGCCUUUAUAAAAUAAUAAUAAUAAUUAUUACUUUCAAUGAUAUUCUGAUUUAAUCUUUUCAGUUUUUGUUGGAAAGGAAAGGGUUAACACUGAAGAGAAAACAAGGUCCAAAUAGGGAGAUACAUCUAUUUGUCACAUGCACCGAAUACAACAGGUGUAGACCUUACAGUGAAAUGCUUACUUACAAGCCCUUAACCAACAAUGCAGUUUAAAAAAAAUAAUACCUAAAAAAAAAAAGAGAAAUAAAAGCAACAAAUAAUUAAAGAGCAGCAGUAAAAUAACAAUAGCGAGGCUGUAUACAGGGUGUACCGGUUCCCGAGUCAAAGUGCGGGGGCACCGGUUAGUUGAGGUAAUUGAGGUAAUAUGUACAUGUAGGUAGAGUUAUUAAAUAGAUAAAGCUAGCUAACUAAGUCAGGCGUUGGCUAGGCCAUAAGAAGCUAGAUAGAAGGCUUUGCCAUUCAACUGUAUUAGGGCAACAUUUUGGAGAGACAGUGGAAUCAACCAAUCACUUUCUGACUUGGGUGGGACCGUUUUUACAAAAAUGUAUGGAAAACAACAGGUCACUGCAAUAGCAAGCAGUAGUUUUCCCAAGGUCUAGCUAGCUAGCUUUUAUUGUAGGUUAGUUUGCAGGGGCUGCAGCAGGUGUUAUCGAAGAGGAUGUUUUUGCUAAUUUGUUAGCUUCUCCCUUUUCAAGAAUAACUUUCAACAAGAAGCUAAGUUUCAAAUUAUCUUCAUCUGGUGAGUGGAACUGUGGUGUUAAUUGCAGCUCGCUUGCUGUUGUUAGCCAUUUUUUGGAAAAUACCUGUGUGUGAAACAUUGUUGCAUUUAAACUUUAGAUCAUAAUUUACUUUGUGUGCUAAACGUGAAAUGUGUUUUGCAAUGGGAAGAAGUAGUUGUACAUUUCGAUUGGGAAAUACACUACAUGACCAAAAGUAUGUGGACACCUGCUCGGCCAACAUCUCAUUCCAAAAUCAUGGGCAUUAAUAUGGAGUUGGUCCCCCCCAUUGCUGCUAUAACAGCCUCCACUCUUCUGGGAAGGCUUUCCACUAGAUGUUGGAACAUUGCUGCGGGGACUCGCUUCUAUUCAGCCACGAGCAUUAGUGAGGUCGGGCACGGAUGUUGGGCGAUUCGGCCUGUCUCGUAGUCGGCGUUCCAAUUCAUCCUAAAGGCGUUCGAUGGGGUUGAGGCCAGUCAAGUUCUUCCACACCGAUCUCGACAUUGUCAUGCUGAAACAGGAAAGGGCCUUCCCCAAACUGUUGCCACAAAGUUGGAAGCACAUAAUCGUCUAGAAUGUCAUUGUAAGCUGUAGCAUUAAGAUUGACCUUCACUAGAACUAAGGGGCCUAGCCCGAACCAUAAAAAACAGCCCCAGACCAUUAAUCCUCCUCCACUAAACUUUACAGUUGGCACUAUGCAUUGGGGCAGGUAGCGUUCUCCUGGCAUCCGCCAAACCCAGAUUUGUACGUUGGACUGCCAGAAGGUGAAGCGUGAUUCAUCUCUCUAGAGAACGCGUUUCCACUGCUCCAGAGUCAAAUGGCGGCGAGUUUUACACCACUCCAGCCGACGCUUGGCAUUGCGCAUGGUGCGGCUGCUCGGCCAUGGAGACCCAUUUCAUGAAGCUCCCGACGAACAGUUAUUGUGCUGACGUUGCUUCCAGAGGCAGUUUGGAACUCGGUAGUGACUGUUGCAACCGAGGACAGGCGUUUUUUACACGCUACGCGCUUCAGCACUUGGCAGUCCCGUUCUGUGAGCUUGUGUGGUCUACCACUUCGCGGCUGAGCCGUUGUUGCUCCUAGACUUUUCCACUUCACAAUAACAGCACUCACAGUUGACCGGGGCAGCUCUAGCAGGGCAGAAAUUUGACAAACUGACUUGUUGGAAAGGUGAUGUCCUAUGCCGGUGCCACGUUGAAUGUCAAUGUUUGUCUAUGGAGAUUGCAUGGCUGUGUGCUUGAUUUUAUACACCUGUCAGCAAGGGGUGUGGCUUAAAUAGCCAAAUCCACUAAUUUGAGGGGUGUCCACAUACUUUUGUAUAUAUAGUGUACCUACCCUAAUGGUUGUGUUUUUGUAUUCUUAUGUGGUCCUCUGUAGCUCAGCUGGUAGAGCACGGCGCUUGUAACGCCAGGGUAGUGGGUUCGAUCCCCGGGACCACCCAAUACACAAAAAUGUAUGCACGCAUGACUGUAUGUCGCUUUGGAUAAAAGCGUCUGCUAAAUGGUAUAUUAUAUUAUUAUUAUAAUAAUAUGCCAUUUAGCAGACGCUUUUAUCCAAAGCGACUUACAGUCAUGCGUGCAUACAUUUUUUGUGUAUAGGUGGUCCCGGGGAUCGAACCCACUACUUUGGCGUUACAAGCGCCGUGCUUUACCAACUGAGCUACAGAGGACCAGCUGAUGAUUGGGAACUACUGUCUUAUUAUGUUUUGUAUUUUGUAUUUUUUAAGGAUCCUCAUUAGCUGCUGCCAAAGCAGAAGCUACUCUUCCUGGGGUCCAGCAACAUUAAGGCAGUUAUAUACAAUUAAAAAUAUUACAUGACAUUUCAUAACACUUUACCCAAUACAUUUAGUGUGUUCCCUCAGGCCACUACUCCGAGUGAAUGGACUGCUUAUCCUUUAGUAUCAUGCUGUGUGUGACUGCUGUCUUUCCAUCGGCCCUAUGUAGUGGUGUAGUGGUGCCUGGAGAAGUGUUUAAAGCCUACUCAAAUUUUGCCAAAAGAUUUCCCAAACAGCCCGCCGGUGAAGGAAAGGCGCCCUGUGUGAAAGAUCUGGCUCCCAAGUGGGUGGGCCCUCCCGGGUGGGCCCUCCCAGGCAUAGUUACACGUGGUCUGCGGUUGUGAGGCCGGUUGGACGUACAGCCAAAUUCUUUAAAAUGACGUUGGAGGCGGCUUAUGGUAGAGAAAUGAACAUGCAAUUCUCUGGCAACAGCUCGGGUAGACAUUCCUGCAGUCAGCAUGCCAAAUGCACGCUCCCUCAAAACUUGAGACAUCUGUGGCAUUGUGUUGUGUGACAAAACUGCACAUUUUAGUGGCCUUUUAUUGUCCCCAGCACAAGGUGCACCUGUGUAAUGAUCAUGCUGUUUAAUAAACUUCUUGAUAUGCCACACCUGUCAGGUGGAUGAAUUAUCUUGGCAAAUGAGAAAUGCUCACUAACAGGGAUGUAAACAAAUUUGUGCUCAAAAUUUGAGAGAAGUAAGCUUUUUGUGCGUAUGGAACAUUUCUAGGAUCUUUUAUUUCAGCUCUUGAAACAUGGGACCAACACUUUACAUGUUGCGUUUAUAUUUUUGUUCAGUAUAGGACAAACAACAAAAAUUUGAUGUUCUAAGUCCACCACAAUGCUUAAACCACAUCACAAUUUUUGAGGGUGUAGUUGCCCUUUAAUUCAAUUGAGCAAAACAAAUGCCCUCCCCAUUGAUAAAAAUGAGCAUGAUAUCAUUGUCAGGUAGGCCUACUUUGCAGUCAAUAUUUGUGGGGAAAGCCUUUAGAAAUGUUCAUGUAAACAGAAUUGCGCAUUGCAAAUAGCCUACUAACCCAGACUUCGGACCAAACUUUUUCAACCCCUGGUUUGCAUGCUCAGUGUUGCCAUAGUUAGCAUUUACUGGUCCAAAUCAAAAUGUAGGAAUAAAUAAUACUAUCCUUCUCUGUGCUGUGUGCCAGGCCUUGGUCCAGACCCCAGUCCUACUUCCAGUCUUCCUCCUCAUGGGACCCUUCAUCCCAGAGGGACUACUCUCAGACCCCAGCCCUGUCCCAGGACUCUGCCCCCUCUUCUACCCCCAGAGAGAGGUACUCUCUGGCCCUCCACACCCCCUCACUGGAGAGUGAGAGUAUCGGAGCACCUUUCUAAUACAUAACAGCAACUAGCCUCUAGUACUCCUAGAUUAUUAGCUUAUUUAUCCUAGCUUAUUUCUGCUCAGAGUGACAGAUGCAUCAGGCUUGUGUUCAGUAGGGGAAAACAUUUUGUUUUAAUGAAUCGGAGAGGUACUACCUGAACUUGUCCAAUAAGAACACAGAUGUUCAUUUUCUCUGUUGACUGAUAGCUUUUGGUCUUCUCCCACAGCUCUCCUGAAGAGACAGAGCCCACCUUCUCACUCCACUUCCACUUGGAGAACCAGGGCCCUUCCAGACCACCCUUGCCCAGAACAGAGCACCCUAGGCCCCAUAGAGAGAAGCGAGCUGGGGCCUGUGGACCACCAUUCUCCAGAGCUAACGUUAGCAUAGCACCAAAGAACCACAUAGAAUGCCUAGAAACUCAAAGUGAAGGCUGGCACUUAGGCAGUGGAGAUGGGGAAUGGCAAUGCCCUGAACGUAGCCAAGAAGACACCUCCAUAGCCCCAGAGGACCAAAGGGAGAGGCUGGCUAAAGCCAAGUCCAUAGAAGUGGCCUUAGCUGGUGGAGGAGAUGCUGACCGUCAGGCCCAGGUGCCUGUUGCUAAAUGGCAGUUUGGGAGUCUGCUACUGCCUCCACCUCAGAGAGCUUACAAGACCAAAGAGAAGGCAGACUGUGACAAAAAGAGACUAGAAAGAGGGCUGUUACUUCCUACAUCAGAGAGCGAGGACUUCACAAUGGAGGACAUGGACAGUGGCCCGACCUUUGAACUAAGAAUGGAUGAUGAAAUUGGAGCAAGUUGUGCAUUGGAGAAGGAUGGCUUUGGAGCAAGUCACACAGUGGAGAGGGAUGGCUUUGGAGCAAGUCAUGGUUUGGAGACCGAUGGCUUUGGAGCAAGUCAUGGUUUGGAGACCGAUGGCUAUGGAGCAAGUCAUGGUUUGGAGACCGAUGGCUUUGGAGCAAGUCACACAGUAGAAAGAGAUGGUGUUGGAGCAAGUUACACAGUAGAAAGAGAUGGCGUUGGAGCAAGUUACACAGUAGAAAGAGAUGGCGUUGGAGCAAGUUACACAGUAGAAAGAGAUGGCGUUGGAGCAAGUUACACAGUAGAAAGAGAUGGCUUUGGAGCAAGUCACACAGUAGAAAGAGAUGGCGUUGGAGCAAGUCACACAGUAGAAAGAGAUGGUGUUGGAGCAAGUUACACAGUAGAAAGAGAUGGCGUUGGAGCAAGUCACACAGUAGAAAGAGAUGGUGUUGGAGCAAGUCACACAGUAGAAAGAGAUGGCGUUGGAGCAAGUUACACAGUAGAAAGAGAUGGUGUUGGAGCAAGUUACACAGUAGAAAGAGAUGGCGUUGGAGCAAGUUACACAGUAGAAAGAGAUGGCUUUGGAGCAAGUCACACAGUAGAAAGAGAUGGCGUUGGAGCAAGUCACACAGUAGAAAGAGAUGGUGUUGGAGCAAGUUACACAGUAGAAAGAGAUGGCGUUGGAGCAAGUCACACAGUAGAAAGAGAUGGCGUUGGAGCAAGUCACACAGUAGAAGCAAGUUACACAGUAGAAAGAGAUGGCAUUGGAGCAAGUCACACGGUAGAAAGAGAUGGCGUUGGAGCAAGUCACACAGUAGAAAGAGAUGGCGUUGGAGCAAGUCACACGGUAGAAAGAGAUGGCUUUGGAAGUCAUUCACUGAAGAGAGAUGGCUUUGGAGCAAGUCAUGCUUUACAGAGGGAUGGCUUUGGAGAAAAACUGUUCUUCAAUGAGGGCGACGUCACUGAGGACCUCAGCCACAGGGACUGCACAGAAAGCCAAUGUGCAGUUGGGUUAGUUGACCAGCAGGGGGCGCUGCAUGGAGACACAGCCCAGUCAGAACGGGAGAUGGUGACAGAAGGAGGACCAAGGGACAACCUCAGCGAGAGAGACCCCAUCAAGAGGAAACGGCUCUUCAGUGAUAUGACUACUGACAACCAGAGAGGGAUGGGGUGUGGAGAGAUGGAGGAAAGAGCGGAGAGGGAGAGAAAGGAUGACAUCAAGGAAGGAGGGAUGAAGAAAAAUAUUGAGAGGAAGAACAGCAGGAGUAGUACCAAACCCCACCAGCAGAGGAAGGUGUCACCCUCACUGAGGCAGAUGAGGGAUGGAGAGGGCCAGGGGGUGACCCAGAUGAGGGAUAGUCACCCAGAGGAGAGGAGGAACAUGGAUGGGCCAUUGGUGAUAGCUGCACAGAGGAACAGUGGAGGAAACACAGGUUAGUUCAGGACGGGACCCACACACACACACACACACACACACACACACACAGGUUAGUUUAGGACACAGAUAGAUAGGUUGCCUUUUAGUACACUAUAUGAGAGAUGGAUGUUGGGGAUGUUAUAUGCUGGACAAAUUGGCACUUUAGUAAUAAGCCACUAGAUGGCGAUACAGCACUUCAUUCAGUAUUUACCCAAUGAAGUUGUCCAUAGAUGCUUAUUUAAGGUCAGUUUUGCAUUUUCCCUCUAAGCUGAUCCUGGAUCUGUUGCCAUGGGCAGCGCUGCUAUGUCCAGCAAUCUAUAGGGCCCUGAGUUUUCCCCUGACCACAAGGCCUGACUAGGGAAAACUCAGAGCCCUAGUCAGCUCAUAUAUCACAGUGCUGAUGAAAUAAAAAGUGUGAAUCCGUUUACAGCGAUUAUAAUGGACUUGUCUGAACACGCUGACAGAAUCUGGACUGCUCGUGUUUCAGUACGCAGGAAGGAAGUGUUUGUGUGUGUGUAAAAAACGGAGUCAAGAACAGCGUAGUGUAGUGACAGAAUAUCAGACCUGAGCUAUGCUUCAGUGAGUUUAGCUGACCUCACUCAAUAUGCAGACGCAGGGUCUCAAAUUCAAACGCAAUCACAAACACAUUCACUCAUUCAGACACAAACAGAGACAAUUUUAAGCAGAGAGAAAGCAUAUAGAUUUUUUCUUCUUCCAGAACCCUUAGCUGCAGGACAUUCCAUUCCGAAGCCAUCUCAGGAGAGUGGGAGAGUAUUCAGAGCCCCCCCUCUCCGGGGGACCCAUCUGGGACAGACCCCCCUGGCUACUAAUCAUCACAACAACACUCAGGUAUGUUACCGCUUCAGCCAGAGGACCAUACUGCUUCUGUGCACAUAGUAGAAUGGUAAAUGUCCGUAAUUCAAACAACAACAAAAUGGCCUCCCAAACGUCAUUUGUUUUGGUAAACAGCGAGGGAUGGGCCUGGAGAAAUGUAAGCUUGUAAUAGUUGGUAUUUAGAUACCGUGCAGAAAACCACUGAAACCUUUUACCCCUGUCCCUCUACCAGAAACCCCUUUAGCUGCAUCCUAAAUUUGACAUUUUAGUCAUUUAGUUGACAUUCUUAUCCAGAGCGACUUAUAGUUAGUGCAUUCAUAUUAAAGGAAUACUUCGGGAUUUUGGCAAUAAGGCCCUUUAUCUACUUCCUCAGAGUCAGAUGAACUCGUGGAUACCAUUUUUAUGUCUCUGUGUCCAGUAUGAAGGAAGUUAGCGCAAUGACUGGAAGUCUAUGGGUAUCUGUUAGCACUAACGCUAGUUAGCAUAGGCUUGUGAAACUACCUCUAACUUCCUUCACUGCCAAAAUCCUGAAGGAUCCCUUUAAGAUAGCUAGGUGGGACAACCAGAUAUCUCAGUCAUAGUAAGCACAUUUUUCCUCAAUAAAGUAGCAAUUAGCAAAGUCAGUGCUAGUAAGGGGGGGAAAAGUAAAGUGCAAGUGUUAGUUCAAUCAAGUAUAGGCUUAACUGAAUGAACAACAGAGACCAAAUGCAAUAUGGAAUUUUCUUAACUAGUUUGGGGUAUGGCCUCGUCUCCGAGGGAUGCUGAUGACAUGUAACCCUAUGCUUUUAUUUAUUUUUUACGGGGAGGGGAGGUGCUGUGGGAUUGUUUAAGAUACUCUUUGAAGGGGUACGGUUUCAGAUGUUUUCAGAGGAUGGGCAGGGACUCUGCUGUCCUGCCUUCAGGGGGAAGCUGCUUCCACCAUAGAGGUGCCAGGACAGAGAAGAGCUUGGACUGGGCUGAGCGGGAGCUGCCCUCCCGUAGGGGUCAGAGGGCUAAGAGACCAGAGGUGGCAGAACGGAGUACUCGGGUUGGGUUGUGGGGUUUGAGCAUCGACUGAAGGUAGGGAGUAGCAGUUCCUCUUGCUGCUCCUUAGAUAAGUACCAUGGUCUUGUAGUUGAUGCGAGCUUAGACUGGAAGCCAGUGGAGUGUGCGGAGGAGCGGGGUGACAUGGGAGAACUUGGGAAGGUUGAACUUGGGAACUACUUUUGACCAUAGCUCUAUGGGUCUUGGUCAAAAGUAGUGCACUAUAUAGGGAAUAGGGCGCCAUAUUGGACGCACUCUGGAGGGUGAGGGGAAUAAAAUAGAGAGAAUUCCCCCAAUGCUCAUUCCCCUUCAUUUCCAUGGAAAUGGAAGACUUCAGCAGUAUUGCACCACACCACACCACCGGACAGAGAAGUGAUGACUCCCUGUUGGGUACUAAAGUAAAAGGCCUGGCGAUAGGGCCUUCUAGUCUAUUCUCUGUGUGUGUGUGUGUGUGUGUCAGCGUGUGUGUGUGUCAGCGUUUGUGUGUGUCAGCGUGUCAGCAAGUAAGCGUUUCUGUUUACAAGGAAAUGAGCAGAGCUCUCCCCAGAGAGCUGAAUCAGUUGAUGUUCUCUUGGUAGAACAGACCACACACUAUUUACCUCUACAGUCCUGUAUUCCCUAGAGCACUAUUUACCUCUACAGUCCUGUAUUCCCUAGAGCACUAUUUACCUCUACAGUCCUGUAUUCCCUAGAGCACUAUUUACCUCUACAGUCGUCCUGUAUUCCCUAGAGCACUAUUUACCUCUACAGUCCUGUAUUCCCUAGAGCACUAUUUACCUCUACAGUCCUGUAUUCCCUAGAGCACUAUUUACCUCUACAGUCCUGUAUUCCCUAGAGCAGUAUUUACCUCUACAGUCCUGUAUUCCCUAGAGCACUAUUUACCUCUACAGUCCUGUAUUCCCUAGAGCACUAUUUACCUCUACAGUCCUGUAUUCCCUAGAGCACUAUUUACCUCUACAGUCCUGUAUUCCCUAGAGCAGUAUUUACCUCUACAGUCCUGUAUUCCCUAGAGCACUAUUUACCUCUACAGUCCUGUAUUCCCUAGAGCACUAUUACCUCUAGAGCACUAUUUACCUCUACAGUCCUGUAUUCCCUAGAGCACUAUUUACCUCUACAGUCCUGUAUUCCCUAGAGCACUAUUUACCUCUACAGUCCUGUAUUCCCUAGAGCACUAUUUACCUCUACAGACCUGUAUUCCCUAGAGCACUAUUUACCUCUACAGACCUGUAUUCCCUAGAGCACUAUUUACCUCUACAGUCCUGUAUUCCCUAGAGCACUAUUUACCUCUACAGUCCUGUAUUCCCUAGAGCACUAUUUACCUCUACAGUCGUCCUGUAUUCCCUAGAGCACUAUUUACCUCUACAGACCUGUAUUCCCUAGAGCACUAUUCAGUUCACUCACUCACACACACACACACAUUGACUCGAACUCUGCACACACUUUGCAUAAAAAUUAAAAAGUAGAGUUGCAGAGUAGAAUUGGGUAGAGAGACUUGGAGGGUUAGUUGGAGGUUAACCUGUUUUCUCUGGACUGGGAAGUCUGGACUCACUGUCUGGGACUAGCUGUGCAGUAGAGAGCACUGUCUAGGACCGACAGGUUUGCUGUGUUAACGCAAAUAGACAGACACACUCUUUCUCUUACUCCUCUCUUCGGCUCUUCACCCUUUCACUUUCUCUCUUUUUCUAUCUGUCUCUCUCUCUCACUCACAAACACAUGUUUCACUCUCUUGCUCACAGGUGGAAGGAAAUGAGAAUUUAAUCACCAUCCUUCUGGACUUGAGCCUUCACACUUAUCUCUCCAUUCAUCUGAAGUGCAUCCCAAAUGGCAUCCUAUUCCCUACAUAGUGCACUACUUUUGACCAGAGCCCAUAUGGUAGUGCACUAUAUAGGGAAUAGGGUGCCAUUGACUGUAGUGGUAAUAGAAUCAGAGCACAGGAGAUAGUCUAUUUUAAGUUGUCUUGUACAGUUGCAGAAUGAAUCGCUUCCUGUGAAUGGAAUAAUGCAUCUCUUGUUCUCUCUUAUCUAUCUCUCUCUCUCUGUUGUGAAGGCUGGUGAUGGAGGCUCCAGAGAGAGGGGGUUGAGUGUAGAUCCUGUACUAACCAACCCCUCUCUUGCUGGGCAUGGCAGAGCCGCAGGGCUGGGGUCCGGCCUGACCUCUAUACAUGCUAGUGGUGAAGAGGAGAGCAGCAGCCCUCACCCCUCUCACCCUCUCCCCUCUGCCCAACAGCCACCCCUGACACCUACCUUCUCCCUCAAAAGGAAGCAUGGCGCCCCUCUGCCCAAAAUCGCCCUCUUCAGGCGGCUGGUGAAAUGGGAACCCCCUCGAUCCUCACAGGGAAAGCAAGGAACUUGCAAGGGGGCCAGGAGGGGUGCAAACCCCAAACCCCAACCCCCAAACACCCAGACCUGACCCCAGCCUUUAGCCUAGACCCCCGAACCAAAACCAAGACCCUCCACAAGACUGAGGGAACCAAGGGCGUAUCUCUAACCCCUAACCCCCCACAUCGACCCCCAGCCAACCCAGUUAGGCCAAGACAGGGGGUCCCAAUGGGGGAGAGGGGGCUUGAAUCAACCAGAGACCAUUCUAGUUCAGACACCCCCCAGCAUAGAUCCUCCAAAACCCCCAAACCACCCAAGCCGAAGCAGACCAGACCUGGGCCUAACCAGGGUCAACUCACCCCAGAAACAGAACCAGAGGUGGGAAGCGGUGCCGGUGACCCCCAGGCCCAGUCCAACCAAUCCAAAGCCUGUCUGACUACAGCCAUGAUCUCUGACCCCAGAGUAAGGGAUGCUGGGAAGUUGAGUCCUGAGGAGAGAGGCAAGGUGCUGGAGGAGGCAGGGCAGGCCAGUGCGCUGGUUCUAACCAUGGUGUACCAGGAUGGAACCACUCAGAUGGACUCAGAACAGGUGGGCAAGAGUUUUCUUUUGACCCUCCAGAAAGUCAAAGCAAUGUUUCUAACCUCAGGCAAUUGUUUCCUUUGAUAUUCAAAUACAGGUCUCAGAAAAACAUAUAAUAUUUGAAGGUAUUUGAUAUGUAAGUUAUUUGAAAAACAACAAAAUAAUGAUUUGAUGAAGAACCAAAAACUACAACAGUUAGUUUAAUUAGUCAAAAUAUGUAUGGUCAUUAUCACAUAUAGCUUAGAAUUAAAUACUUAAUGAUUGAAGAAAAAAAAUGAAAACAUGCUAAACAUGGAAAGUAAUACAAACGUAAACCAAACAGGCAUUUAGCUAGAUGUAGACGUUUGUUUGUUGAGGGACAUGGACUCAUCUCAACAUUAGAGUAGAACACUUUUGCAUUUUCAAAAUGAGACAUAGGGUAGUACAAUACCUAUGUAACAACACUUGACAUUAAGUUAUUAUACAUACAGUACCAGUCAAAAGUUUGGACACACCUACUCAUUCAAGGGUUUUUCUUUAUUUUUACUAUUUUCUACAUUGUAGAAUAAUAGUGAAGACAUCAAAACGAUGAAAUAACACAUAUGGAAUCAUGUAGUAACCAAAAAAUUGUUAAACAAAUCAAAAUAUAUUUUAUAUUUGAGAUUCUUCAAAGUAGCCACCCUUUGCCUUGAUGACGGCUUUGCACACUCUUGGCAUUCUCUCAACCAGCUUCAUGAGGUAGUCACCUGGAAUGCAUUUCAAUUAACAGGUGUGCCUUGUUAAAAGUUAAUUUGUGGAAUUUCUUUCCUUAAUGCGUUUGAGCCAAUCAGUUGUGUUGUGACAAGGUAGGGGUGGUAUACAGAAGAUAGCACUAUUUGGUAAAAGACCAAGUCCAUAUUAUGGCAAAAACAGCUCAAAUAAGCAAAGAGAUUUGACAGUCCAUCAUUACUUUAAGACAUGAAGGUCAGUCAAUCCGGAAAAUUUCAAGAACUUUGAAAGUUUCUUCAAGUGCAGUCGCAAAAACCAUCAAGCGCUAUGAUGAAACUGGCUCUCAUGAGGACCGUCACAGGGAAGGAAGACCCAGAGUUACCUCUGCUGCAGAGAACAAGUUAAUUAGAGUUAACUGCACCUCAGAUUGCAGCCCAAAUAAAUGCUUCACAGAGUUCAUCUCAACAUCAACUGUUCAGAGGAGACUGCGUGAAUCAGGCCUUCAUGGACAAAUUGCUGCAAAGAAACCACUACUAAAGGACACCAAUUAUAAGAAGAGACUUGCUUGGGCCAAGAAACACGAGCAAUGGACAUUAGACCGGUGGAAAUCUGUCCUUUGGUCUGGUGAGUCCAAAUUGGAGAUUUGUGGUUCCAACCGCCAUGUCUUUGUGAGACGCAGAGUAGGUGAACGGAUGAUGCCAAGAGUGUGCAAAGCUGUCAUCAAGGCAAAGGGUGGCUGCUUUGAAGAAUCUAAAAUCUAAAAUAUAUUUGGUUCAAUAUGUGUUAUUUCAUAGUUUUGAUGUCUUCACUAUUAUUCUACAAUGUAGAAAAUAGUAAAAAUAAAGAAAACCCUUGAAUGAUUAGGUGUGUCCAAACUUUUGACUGGUACUGUAUGUAGUAAUUCUGUGAUUACUACAUUGUUACAUAGAAAUAGCUUUAUAAUUGCAUAAUAAUGGAGUUAUUACACAAGUGGAAUAAGGAACAGUCACUAUUCCUCUUGUGUACAGUAGUUACAAAAACUCUCUGCUCAUUGCUAUGCAAUUAAAAUGCAAUUUCCAAAGUAUCAUGUAACAACAUGCUAAUAAAAUGUUGGUCCAAAAGUAAUUGCAGUGUUAUAACACAGGCACAAGAACAGUUACAUUUUACUGAGAAUACUAACAGUAACUGUUAAAAUAUGGCUAUUAAGUGUCUAAGGGGACUAAAUAUCCCAAAACUGCUUUCUUGAAUCAACUACAGCCAACAUAAGUGGAAAAUCAUGUUAAUUUGUAUUCUGAUUAAACUAUCCCUUUAAAGCUGGUAAAGUGUGUGUUUGAAACAAGAAAACUCAGAUGGACAAAGGUUUGAAGUUGUUUUUGCUGAGCAUCCAACUUCCUGUUUGCAAGAUUAGCAAAUGGCUUUGAAUUACUCUGCAGUAUUUUCAGGUAUCAUAAAAUGAAUUGCAGCUUUUGUCCUUAUCAGUGGCAUGUUGAGAGUCAUACAAUAGUGGCGUGUCACAACUGAUUUAUACUGCUCAUCUGUACAAAAUAUAAUUGGUUAAUUCGUUUGACUUGAUUAUCUACACCUGGGGCAUGUUCAUGAUCAUUUACAGAAUGUUCAGAUAGUAAUGUAUUGUGUAGAUCAAAUAUGAUCUACUGUCAGAUUGGAAUAGUAUAGGAAAUUGUGUGUGUAUCUGACAGUUCCUGAUACAGCCCUGCCUUUAGUUGAAGGCAUCCAAACCAAUAGUUUCUGAAAAGUAAUUCCUUCCUGAGAUCUGUAUUAAAAUAGUUUUUUUUUUUCUUUCUACAAAGCAUAUUUAAAACUAUAGUUAUCCCAGGUCUGCAGCCAAUUAUGUAAGACAUGAUAUUGGUGCAGUGUAUGCCUGUAGUGAUGCUACUAAUGUAAGCCUGGAAAGCAAGGCUUUGUGUGUCCCAAAUGGCACCCUAAUUCCCUACGUAGUGCACUACUUUUGACCUGGGCUUAUAGGGAAUAGGCACUAUAUAGUGAAUAGGGUGCCAUUUUGGACACACAGUAUUUAUGUUGUUAUGCCUACUCUCUGUGUGGCCUAUAGAACCUCAGUCUGUCAGUGUGUGGGGUCCUAUAGCUGCAACAAAUACAUAAUUAUGCUGGUUGGCCAUAUUCACUGACAUAAACUGCUCUCUUGUCUAUGUGUCCUGUAGAAGCUCAGUCCGUCAGUGUGUGGGGUGCUGGUGAUGUUGAAAAGAGAUCUGGACCAGACUGGACCAGUACCAGGACCAGAGGAGGGAGUGGCACCAGGAGACAGUCUGGUCUACCUCAGACUGGAACAGAAACCUGCAUGGGCCCAGAGCCACCAAGACCACAACCUAGACCUCUUCAACAGGUAGGGUAUAUGUGUAGGAGGGAGGGAGGGAGGGAGGAUAGGUGCACUACAUAGAACAAGUCUGGGAAAAAAUCCCAAUGAUGAUUUGCGUCCCUCCCUGUGUGUGUGUGUCCUGUAGAGAGAUGCUGCUGCAGAUAGUGUCAGGGUCUCAACUGGUGGUGUGUUACAAGGCCAAAGACCUGCUCCGUACAGCACUGCAGCACUACAGAUCAGACCUACACUGGAAACAAAGUAACUUUGAUAGGGCCCUUUGAUAAGGCUGUUAAGAACUCCCCCAACGGAGAUCUGUUGGGGUUGUGGCUGUUUGUCUUGGGGUUCUUUUCCCCUAUAAAGCCAUACUCUCUCCUCCUGUUUGCUACUAUAUUAUUUGAUGGCUAGUCUAAUACUGGCAUAUAGAAUACAUGUUUUACCUGUUUAAAGAACACUGGUCUGAAAUACUGUUGUAAGUCUCGUCCAAGCCAGAACGGCCCAUAGGCCAGGAGCCUAUCUCCUGUUUCUGUAGCGUGAAGCAGCUUGAUGUACAAGUACAACCCCUGGACAGGACGCUAGUCAGUAAUCCAUUAUUCUGUUGUGUUCAUUCCCCCCAGUCUCAUCUUGUCGUGUCCAGGACCCCCAGGUAGCAGCCUGGCUGUUGGACCCAGCUGACCCCUCUUCCUGCUUCACUAACCUGCUCACCAAACACUGUAGGACACCCCCCAGAACCCCAACACCUGCCCUGGGGGCAAGGAAGGUCUGUUGCACCAAACAAUACAACUAGUCUCUCUAGCACACCGGUCAUCAAUUCUGCCAUUGAAGCAGAAGACACCACCAAUCCUGGUCCUGAAGAUCGAUAGGGUGUGCAGGCUUUAUUUCCAGCCCAGCAUCACCACACCUAAUUCAACUGAUCUCUCAUUUUUGUCCUUCAUCUAGAGCCCUGCACGGGCAUGAAAUGUAGGCCCGAGCUCUGCCCGUGACGUUCAGGCCCUACCCAACCCGGGCCCCAUUAAUUCUGCCAAAUUGAAGGCCCUGCAGAAAUCAGAAAUAACUUUCUCUGUUAGUAUAUCCAUUAGCUGCUCCUCUGUCCGUCCCUCGCUCCUUGCGCCGGCCCCCUCCGCUCUGCGUGUGUGAGUAUCCAUAGCAACGGCUCCGCUGGGCAGCCUGCUCAAUGACGACGAGACGUGAAAGAGCUGUUAGUUAGCUACUUUUCGUCACUCUAAACAAUAUUGUUUUAAUCUAAUCUCUCCUGUCGAGGUUGAAGCACUUCUAACACCAUGUUAGGAUCUUAGUAAGAUAUGACUGUACAGAGACACUGUGCAGCAGAGUAAGAGCAAAUGGCUCUGCCUCAAAAUGUAAGUGAUCAAUUUAGUAAUUCUUGAUAAUGAUACCCGAGCCUGGCCCGUAUCCUAGUUAUUGAUAAAAAACAUGCCGUAUCCGGCCCGAACCUGAUGUACUGUAAAGUGCCGGGGGCCCGUCAGGCUCGGUUCGGGUAGCAGAGCUCUACCCUCAUCCCGUGAUUCAUAGACUUAGCAAAUUCCUGAUGUGCAGUUGAGGAGUUAAAUAUGGUGUGUUAGUGCUAGGCUGGAACAAAAGCCUGCACAUCCAGUAGCUCAAUAUACAGUGUUACUCUCUAAUUUCUGUUUCAUAUAUCUCACCCCCCCCCCUCUCUGUCAGGUGUCCCAGGUUAUCUCCAGUCUGUCUCUGCUCUACAGGCUGAAUGUGGAGCUACGCUCUAAACUACAAGUCAGUCCCUCCCUGAGGAUCCAUGAGACCAUAAAACGUCUCAGCCAUAUGAUCCUCUUUCUUGUAAUACGCACUGAUACAUACACACACACAGAUACACACACACAUGUUUUGUUCAAUAUCCUCGUGGGGGUUUCCAUUCAAAAUCCUAGUUUCCCUUACCCGUAACCCAAACCCUAAACCUAACCACUAGCCCCUUACCCUAACUCUAAUUGUAACCCUAAACCUAACCCCUAAGCUUAAAAAAGCCUUUGUCGUCAUGGGGACAUGGGAAAUGUCCCCACGAGGGAGAAUUUUCCUUGUUUUACUAUGCUUGUUGGGACUUUUGGGGAUUUUAGGUCCCCACAAGGAUAGAAGAACCAACCAACCCACACAAACAUCCUACCUGACUUGUCUCUCUGUGUAUCCAGAGCCAGGGUCUGUGGGACCUGUACUCUAAUAUGGAGCUGACAAUGAUCCCUGUACUGGCAGGUAAGGACACCAUGUUGAGAGGUCAUCAUGAUCCUAUGACCUGACCAUACUGAGCUACUAUAACUAGAGGUGAAAGGAGACAAGCAGGAAGGACAUGAGGAAUCAAGGAAAUACAAUUGACAUUCUCUCUAGGCCUAUAUGUAUGCUCCUAUUUACAUUAUGCUACUCUGGUUCUCUAAGCGAUGGAGAGCCACAGGAUCCAUGUGAACAAGGAGUCCCUAAAGACAACAUCAGAGAUGCUGGGGGUAAGAACUAUAAUUACAAUACUGUAAAAGGGAGGAAACAGAGAGGGUUUAAGUAGUGUAUACACACACUCAGACACACCAUGAUGCCUCCAGUAGGGGGAUGUUUGGAGAGUGUGUCCUGUGUCUUGCUGUGCUCUAUAAAUAGAAUAGAGAGUCUGUCUGUCUGUUUGUUUCCUUUAGGGUGGAGUGUUGCAGUAGGAAUGAGCAUCACUGUUUUACACACACACGCACACUCACUAACGCACGCACACACACGGAUUAAAAGUUGCUGUGAUAAUCUAGAAGAAUAAUAACCAAACUUGUCUUCUGUUUCUCAUGACGACGACCCACACACAAGACAUGAUGAGGAUGCAGAGGAGAGAGGGUGGAAGGGAGAGAGAGAAGGAUGGAGGGAUAACAAGUUGCAAGGGAGAGAGAAGUCCUAACAUAAUCAUAUUCUGAACCGAAGUGUUUGUUUUUCAGUGUGUGUGACACCUACACAGCGUGAGCACAUUAAAAGCCUAACUGAAACAGACAGUGCUUUUAAACGACUGACAGGCAGGCAAGCAGAAAGAGACAGAGGGCUGGAGAGAGAGAGAGAAGAGAGGGGCGAGGGAGAGACAUACCGAAGACUGACAAGAGGGAGAAAGGGAGAAAACCGAGUGGGAGGAGGGAAACAGAAUGGAGGACGAGAGGGGUGGUGAAAAGAGAGGCAGGGGCAAAUAAAAAAGAGAGUAAAGAUGGAGAUAGAGAGAGUGACAUGACGGAAGUGUUGUUUUAGAUGUACAUUCCCCACUGCAGGAGGAGCGUUAGGAGAAUGUUCAUUCAGAUAUCUGACAGUAUAUCAAAUCAUAUUGUAUUUAUCACAUUCGCCGAAAACAACAGGUGUGUAUACCUUACCGUGAAAUGCUUACUUACAAGCCCUUAACCAACAAUGCAGUUUAAAGAAAAAUAAGAGUUAAGAAAAUAUUAACCAAAGAAAGUUUAAAAAAAAUUAAAGAGUAACAAUAAAAUAACAAUAAUGAGGUUAUAUACAGGGGGCACUGGUACCGAGUCAAUGUGCGGGGGUACAGGUUAGUCCAGGUAAUUGAGGUAAUAUGUACAUAAUAAUAAUAAUAAUAUGCUAUUUAGCUGACGCUUUUAUCCAAAGCGACUUACAGUCAUGCGUGCAUACAUUUUUUUUUUGUGUAUGGGUGGUCCCGGGGAUCGAACCCACUACCCUGGCGUUACAAGCGCCGUGCUCUACCAGUUGAGCUACAGAGGACCACGCAUGUAGGUAGGGGUAAAGUGACCAUGCAUAGAUAAUAAACAGCGAGUAGCAGCAGCGUAAAAAAGGGGUGGGGGGUCAAUGCAAAUAGUCCGGGGGGCCAUUUGAUUAGCUGUUCAGCAGUCUUAUGGUUUGGGGGUAGAAGCUGUUAAGAAGCCUUUUGGACCUAGACUUGGCGCUCCGGUACCGCUUGCCGUGCGAUAGCAGAGAGAACAGUCUAUGACUAGGGUGGCUGGAGUCUUUGGCAAUUUUUAGGGCCUUCCUCUGACACCGCCUGGUGUAGAGGUCUUGGAUGGCAAUUGAGUCUUCAUGGAUUUGUCUGUCUGCUUCAGAAUCAGUCUCUCUCUUAACAUGAAAGGACAAUCUCACAACAGAACAUGGUGCAUCUCUCUCUGAGAUAAAAUAACUGUGAUUACCAUAAGCUUUGAAACAGAGAAAGAGAACAGAGAAGCAACACACACACUAUUGCACUGUGUUUGUCUGAAAGCCAGAGGGAAACCCUUAGGUGGAUGUUGUUAUUGUUUUGUCUGAUUUCGAGAACAGAGAUGAAAUACAUCAAACAUAGAAGAACACACACAUACAUACACACUGGGACACACAUACACACACACUGGGACACAGACAGUGAAGAGUGUGUAUAGCAGUCAGAUUAGGCCAGCUCUGCCCGAGGUUUAGGAGAGAGCAGUGAUAAGUCCCUGUACUGACAAUUAUCUCCCUUCCUCUUCAGCAAUCUCUUCUCCCGUCUCUCAACCACUCAGAGUCGAAAGGAGAGAAAAAAAGAAUAAAAAAUAAAAAGAGGAAAACCAAAAGAGGAAGGGGUAGGGAGGAGCUCCUCCCCUUCAGUCUCUCCCCCUGCCCCCCUCCUCCCCCCCCUCUCUCUCCCACUCCCUCUCUCUCCCCCUCUCUCUGUCAGACUAAGAUGAAGCAGCUUGAGCACCAGGCCCACCAGGCAGCAGGCCAGAUGUUUCUAGUGUCCAGCAGCACCCAGCUCAGGACGGUCAGUGUAUGUGUGUGUGUAUAGGUGUGUGUGUGUAUAGGUGUGUGUCUGUGUGUGCAAAGGUGUGUGUGUGCUGUCCUAAUCCUGCUCUCUCUACAGGUUCUGUUUGAGAAGCUGCGUCUGCAGGAGCGCUGUGAAAACAAGAAGCUCCCCAAGACCCUCAACAAACAACAGCAGUCUACAUCCGAGGCUGUGGUGAGAGACACACACACACACACAAACUGAUACAAACACACACACACACACACACACUCGCAUUGCCCUUCAGUAGUAUGAAGUAGUAACGCCUCUCUUCUCUGUGUGUAGUUGGUUGCAGCUCCAGGACCUGCACCCUCUGCCGAAGAUCAUUCUGGAAUACAGACAGGUCAGUGAUGAACACAGUAUGUUUGACUGAUUGAUUGAUCGAUUGAUUCAUUGGUAGCUGCUCACACAGUAUUACUACAGUACUAUAUGACUAUAAUAACAACAACAUGUGUGUUGUUAUUUUUACCCCCCCCCCCCCCCCAGGUUCAUAAGAUCAAGUCCACCUUCGUCGAUGGGAUUCUGUCUUGCAUGAUGAGCAAGGUGAGCGCACACCCUCAGGCUGGGACUAAAGCAUCUCUAAAGGAGCUGGUCUUCUUUAGAGAUGCUUUGUGAAUAGGGGCCCAGGAGUAAAAACAUUUAAAUAGAGGAACCUUUCUAUUUAAUCUCCUUCAUUCCCUAGAACAAACACUAGAGGGCAGUACUAGUUAAUUGUCUUUUGAAGCUCUAGUUUAUUGCAAAUGCUCUGUAAGGAAAUGUAGCUUUGAGUCUGUCCUCUGGCAUUUCCUAAUGACCUGUACAAAAAUGUUGAUGUUUGGUUGCUUGUCAUGCUAAACUGCUCUCUUUCUUCCUCUCUCACUUCUCUCUCUCUCUCUCUUUAUCUCCUCCCUCUCUUUCGUUGCUCUCUCUCUGUCUCGCUCUCUCGCUCUCAGAACUUCAUCUCGUCCACAUGGUACCAGACCAGUGCAGUGACUGGAAGAAUCUCUGCCAAACACCCAGUGAGUCCCUCAUCCUCCCUCCCUCCAUCUCAGGGUUACUCCUCCUUUCAACCCAUCCCUCUCCUCCCUUUACCUCUCAGCAAUGUCCUUGCCUUAAUUUCAACACUGAGGCUCUCUCACUCUCUAUCGCUCUCUCUCUCUCGUUCUCACUCGCUCUCUCUCUCUUUCUCACUCUCCCCUCCCUCUCUCUCUCUCUCUCUCUCUCUCAUACACACACAUACACAGACUCUAAUGUCUGGUGUAUUGUUGCUGAGAAAAGCUUCUCUCUCCUGUUUGAACCUUUCACUCAGGUUUUAUUUUAGUCACAGAAGAGAGAGAACUGUCUUGGUAAGAGUACUGUGGUGCAUUCAUGUGUGUUCGUAGGCUGAGGUUGUGAUAGGCUCCAUGUACUAGAGGGGCUCUUGCGCGCGCGCACACACACACACACUCGAGUGGCGCAGCGGUCUAAGGCACUGCAUCUCAGUGCUAGAGGCGUCACUUCAGACCCUUGUUCGAUUCCAGGCUGUAUCACAAUCCGGCCGUGAUUGAGAGUCCCAUAGGGCGGCGCACAAUUGGCCCAGCGUCGUCUGGGUUUGGCCGGGGUAGGCCGUCAUUGUAAAUAAGAAUUUGUUCUUAACUGACUUUCCUAGUUAAAUAAAGGUUAAAUCAAAAAUAAAUAAACACACACACACUAGUGAGUCGGGGUGAUGGAGUGAGUGAGUGCAGAGAAAUACCACUGCUGAAAUAUUAAUACACACACACACACACACACACACACACACACACACACACACACACACACACACACACACAUACAUACAGUACCAGUCAAAAGUUUGGACACACCUAAUCAUUCCAGGGUUUUUCUUUAUUGUUACUAUUUUCUAAUAAUGAAGACAAUAAAACUAUGAAAUAACACACAGAAUCAUGUAGUAACCAAAAAAGUGUUAAGCAAAUCAAAAUAUAUUGUAUAUUUGAGAUUCUUCAAAGUAGCCACUCUUUGCCUUGAUGACAGCUUUGCACACUCUUGGCAUUCUCUCAACCAACUUCAUGAGGUAGUCACCUGGAAUGCAUUUCAAUUAAAAGGUGUGCCUUGUUAAAAGUUACUUUGUGGAAUUUCUUUCCUUCUUAAUGCGUUUGAGCCAAUCAGUUGUGUUGUGACAAGGUAGGGGUGGUAUACAGACGAUAGCCCCAUUUGGUAAAAGACCAAGUCCAUAUUAUGGCAAGAACAGCUCAAAUAAGCAAAGAGAAACGACAGUCCAUCAUUACUUUAAGACAUGAAGGUCAGUCAAUCCGGAACAUUUCAAGAACUUUGAAAGUUUCUUCAAGUGCAGUCGCAAAAACCAUCAAGCGCUAUGAUGAAACUGGCUCUCAUGAGGACCGCCACAGGAAAGGAAGACCCAGAGUUACCUCUGCUGCAGAGGAUAAGUUAAUUAGAGUUACCAGCCUCAGAAAUUGCAGCCCAAAUAAAUGCUUCACAGAGUUCAAGUAACAGACACAUCUCAACAUCAACUGUUCAGAGGAGACUGCGUGAAUCAGGCCUUCAUAGUCGAAUUGCUGCAAGGAAACCACUACUAAAGGACACCAGUAAGAAGAAGAGACUUGCUUGGGCCAAGAAACACGAGCAAUGGACAUUAGACCAGUGGAAAUCUGUCCUUUGGUCUGAUGAGUCCAAAUUUGAGAUUUUUGGUUCCAACCGCCGUGUCUUUGUGAGAUGCAGAGUAGGUGAACCGAUUAUCUCUGCAUGUGUGGUUCCCACCGUGACGCAUGGAGGAGUAGGGGUGUUGGUGUGGGGGUGCUUUUCUGGUGACACUGUCAGUGAUUUAUUUAGAAUUCAAAGCACACUUAACCAGCAUGGCUACCACAGCAUUCUGCAGCAAUACGCCAUUCCAUUUGGUUUGCGCUUAGUGGGACAUUUGUUUUUCAACAGGACAAUGACCCAACACACCUCCAGGCUGUGUAAGGGCUAUUUGACCAAGAUGGAGAGUGAUGGAGUGCUGCAUCAGAUGACCUGGCCUCCACAAUCACCCGACCUCAACUCAAUUGAGAUGGUUUGCGAUGAGUUGGACCGCAGAGUGAAGGAAAAGCAGCCAACAAGUGCUCAGCAUAUGUGGGAACUCCUUCAAGACUGUUGGAAAAGCAUUCCUCAUGAAGCUGGUUGAGAGAAUACUAACAGUGUGCAAAGCUGUCAUCAAGGCAACAGGUGGCUACUUUGAAGAAUCUCAAAUAUAAAAUAUAUUUUGAUUUGUUUAACACUUGUUUGCUUACUACAUGAUUCCAUAUGUGUUAUUUCAUAGUUUUGAUGUCUUCACUAUUAUUCUACAAUGUGGAAAAUAGUAAAAAUAAAGAAAAAUUGUUGAAUGAGUAGGUGUGUCCAAACUUUUGACUGGUACUGUACAUACAGUGGAGAGAACAAGUAUUUGAUACACUGCCGAUUUUGCAGGUUUUCCUACUUACAAACCAUGUAGAGGUCUGUAAUUUUUAUCAUAGGUACACUUCAACUGUGAGAGACGGAAUCUAAAACAAAAAUCCAGAAAAUCACAUUGUAUGAUUUUUAAGUAAUUAAUUUGCAUUUUAUUGCAUGACAUAAGUAUUUGAUCACCUACCAACCAGUAAGAAUUCUGGCUCUCACAGACCUGUUAGUUUUUCUUUAAGAAGCCCUCCUGUUCUCCACUCAUUACCUGUAUUAACUGCACCUGUUUGAACUCUUUAUCUGUAUAAAAGACACCUGUCCACACACUCAAUCAAACAGACUCCAACCUCUCCACAAUGGCCAAGACCAGAGAGCUGUGUAAGGACAUCAGGGAUAAAAUUGUAGACCUGCACAAGGCUGGGAUGGGCUACAGGACAAUAGGCAAGCAGCUUGGUGAGAAGGCAACAACUGUUGGUGCAAUUAUUAGAAAAUGGAAGAAGUUCAAGAUGACGGUCAAUCACCCUCGGUCUGGGGCUCCAUGCAAUAUCUCACCUUGUGGGGCAUCAAUGAUCAUGAGGAAGGUGAGGGAUCAGCCCAGAACUACACGGCAGGACCUGGUCAAUGACCUGGAGAGAGCUGGGACCACAGUCUCAAAGAAAACCAUUAGUAACACACUACGCCGUCAUGGAUUAAAAUCCUGCAGCGCACGCAAGGUCCCCCUGCUCAAGCCAGCGCAUGUCCAGGCCCGUCUGAAGUUUGCCAAUGACCAUCUGGAUGAUCCAGAGGAGGAAUGGGAGAAGGUCAUGUGGUCUGAUGAGACAAAAAUAGAACUCCACUCGCCGUGUUUGGAGGAAGAAGAAGGAUGAGUACAACCCCAAGAACACCAUCCCAACCGUGAAGCAUGGAGGUGAAAAAUCAUUCUUUGGGGAUGCUUUUCUGCAAAGGGGACAGGACGACUGCACCAUAUUGAGGGGAGGAUGGAUGGGGCCAUGUAUCGCGAGAUCUUGGCCAACAACCUCCUUCCCUCAGUAAGAGCAUUGAAGAUGGGUCGUGGCUGGGUCUUCCAGCAUGACAACGACCCGAAACACACAGCCAGGGCAACUAAGGAGUGGCUCCGUAAGAAGCAUCUCAAGGUCCUGGAGUGGCCUAGCCAGUCUCCAGACCUGAACCCAAUAGAACAUCUUUGGAGGGAGCUGAAAGUCUGUAUUGCCCAGCGACAGCCCCGAAACCUGAAGGAUCUGGAGAAGGUCUGUAUGGAGGAGUGGGCCAAAAUCCCUGCUGCAGUGUGUGCAAACCUGGUCAAGACCUACAGGAAACGUAUGAUCUCUGUAAUUAUGUACCAAAUAUUAAGUUCUGCUUUUCUGAUGUAUCAAAUACUUAUGUCAUGCAAUAAAAUGCAAAUGAAUUACUUAAAAAUCAUACAAUGUGAUUUUCUGGAUUUUUGUUUUAGAUUCCGUCACUCACAGUUGAAGUGUACCUAUGAUAAAAAUUACAGACCUCUACAUGCUUUGUAAGUAGGAAAACCUGCAAAAUCGGCAGUGUAUCAAAUACUUGUUCUCCCCACUGUACAUACAUACAUACAUACAUACUGGAGCACAGACAACAACAACCAACAGAAGUUUCUCACACUGAUUCUCAUGAUCACACACACACACAGCAGGGUUUCCAUUAGGAAAAUGUGGUGACAGACAUUUGACCGGCAGCAUUUUAAUUUACCGGACAUUUGAGAAAUUUACCGGACCCGUAUGCAUUGGUGGCGUAACCUGAUUUGGGCGUCCACCCACAGUGCUCAGAAAGAUAGAAAUCACAUUUUGAUUAUGGUAAUUCAUAUGAACAGAACAUACGAGUCGAGGAUGCAACGAUGUGCGGCCCUUCUUACCGUGUUCUGAUGCUCACUUUGAAGAUGUUAGAAUAACUGUCCACAUUGACUUUUCCUCAGCCAACAAGACGAGUAAUGAACAGCAAAAUCACUAGCUUAUGUCAAUCUACUAUCCCCCAUAGUAGAACAGUUUACCUAGGCCUAUUCUAUUGGUCAGCUUGUUGAGAAAGAAAUAGCCUAUUCCAAACAGACUCUGGGACAGUUGUGGGACGAUAGAUCCUAAAUUCAUACAACCAGUAGGCCUAGGCUACAUAAAAAUUAAAAGAAACUGUUAAAAAGCAAUGAGUCUGAUGCAACAGAUCAGAAUGUUUAGCUUAAAAUGUUGAUAAACUAAUAUUUCUUCACAUUAUAAGUGCAAUUAGCGGGGAAAUACAUUGUCAAAAGCAAGCCACACAUGCAAGCGGUUUCAUAUGACAAAUAUAAAAAUAUCUGUUAGAAAUUUAGAAAGAGGGGAGAUCUAAAGAUGCAUCAAUUAGCAUGGGUUGCUAAUAUGAUAAGGAUUGUGCCUUUGGCUACUGGACAAUGAAAUAAAGUUUAUAUAAAAUAAUUGCCUCCACGGAUAUGGUUUGAUUUUGGCUAGGCAACUUUGAAGCAAGGUAAGACAUGUCUCAUAAUAUGUAGUAAAUAGUUCAGGUUUCAAACAAUUAAAGUAUAUGUUUUUAAAAUGCAUACUGCUUCCAGCUCAUUGCAAAGUUGUGUGUGACGCGCUGAUGAAGCCUGCCUUCCGAUGCAUUUUCUGUUUGAGAUGCUGUAGCAGCAGCUCUCGCCAUGUCUGACAGAUUUUCUGCUCAAAGGCUCUGUAUGCUGUAUGUGUGUGAUAAAUAAAAUACAUAGCGAAUAUACUGUACACGCGCCAAUUUAAUUCCACUAAAUUAAGCAAAUAAACCUAUAGACCAAUAAGCAUGAACAGUCAAAUGUAUUUCCAUGGACUGGUAUUUCCAUCAAUGAGUAGUCUAAAAAUAUUAUUUCACAAUGGGAUUUUUUCUUCUUCUCCCGGACAAUUGGCCAGCGGCAAUUUUAUUUAUUGGCUUUUCAAUUUUUUUUAUCUGCCAAAAGCUGUCUGUUACCAGCUAACGGAAACCCUGAAACAUGCACACUGGAGCACAGACAACAAUAACCAACACAAGUUUCUCGCACUGAUUCUCAUGUUCUCAAACACACUAUUUCUGUUGCACCGUGAAGGUGUCAGUGGAGUGUAUCCUUAUUAUUAUUAUUAUUAUUAUUAUUAUUAUUAUUAUUAUUAUUAUAUUACUCUCUUUCAUCUCUUGUUCCUGUAUGUCUCCUGACCUCAUCUGCUUCUCUCUCUCUCUCCCACCUCUUUUUCUGUGGGUCGAUAGCUCAUCCCUACCGUCAGGGUCCAGCGACCCUGUCACCAAGCCCCCAGACUUCCAUACACACACACCUCACUUACAUAUUACACGCACAUCACACACACUUUCGGUUUCUCACACACACACUCACUCAACUUUUCUAAUCUCAAGUAAUGAUCUCUGCUCGCUUUCCAUUGAUCACUGCAUGUCCCUUGUCUCACUGAUGUAAUGGGCUGUCGGACAUUCAACCAGCUUCUACUAGUUGUACUGGAGUAUUUAGACUACCUAGCUACCUUAAGUCUAUCUCAGGGGUUGGUACUACAGGAACAAAUAACUAUGGCCCUGAGAGUAGACUAUAGCGGAUCUUUAUGGUCCUUUUAGAAAUGCUGCCAUAAAUAGACAAUGGAUUUGCUGGACUUGCUGUUAAAAGCAGAAUGAGUUCUGAGCAAAUCUAUACUUUGACUCAAUACGAUGAAUGGUUUAUUCUACAAUUUUCUGUGGAGUGCAGAAAUUGGAAUUCAGUGCAGAAAGCUGUUCUGCUUUGGUUCCCUGCUGUUUUGGAUAGGGGGAAGAGGAGAGGAGGGGUAGUGCUGGCAUUUGCUCUCUCCUUCUAUACUGUAUCUGAUAACCACUGGGAUUUGCAUGCACACACACACACAUAUAUGCACACACACAGACAGACACACAGUGACCAUUGGUACAUAUCCCAACCAGAAGCCAUGGAUUACAGGCAACAUCCACACUGAGCUGAAGGCUAGAGCUGCCGCUGUCAAGGAGCGGGAGACUAAUCCGGACGCUUAUAAGAAAUCCCGCUAUGACUAUCGACGAGCCAUCAAACAGGCAAAGCGUCAAUACAGGACUAAGAUCAAUCCUACUACGCCGGCUCUGACGUUUGUCGGAUGUGGCAGGGCUUGCAAACUAUCAUGGAUUACAACGAGAAACCCAGCCGCGAGCUGCCCAGUGACACAAGCCUACCAGAUGAGCUAAAUGCCUUCUAUGCUUGUUUCGAGGCAAGCAACACUGAACCAUGCAUGAGAGCACCAGCUGCUCCGGACGACUGUGUGAUCAUGCUCUCCGUAGCAAAUGUGGGUAAGACCUUUAAACAGGUUAACAUUCACAAGGCCGCAGGGCCAGAUGGAUUACAAGGAUGCGUACUCAGAGCAUGCGCUGACCAGCUGGCAAGUGUCAUCACUGAUAUUUUCAACCUCUAUCUGGCCUAGUCUGUAAUACCUACAGUUGAAGUCGGAAGUUUACAUACACCUUAGCCAAAUACAUUUAAACUCAGUUUUUAUAUAUAAUCCUAGUAAAAAUUCCGUCUUAAGUCAGUUAGGAUCAACACUUUAUUUUAAGAAUGUGAAAUGUCAGAAUAAUAGUAGAGAGAAUGAUUUAUUUCAGCUUUUAUUUAUUUCAUCACAUUCCCAGUGGGUCAGAAGUUUACAUACACUCAAUUAGUAUUUGGUAGCAUUGCCUUUAAAUUGUUUAACUUGGGUCAAAUGUUUUGGGUAGCCUUCCACAAGCUUCCCACAAUAAGUUGGGUGAAUUUUGGCCCAUUCCUCCUGACAGAGCUGGUGUAACUGAGUCAGGUUUGCCCACAAAUUGAAUAUAGGAUUGAGGCAGGGCUUUGUGAUGGCCACUCCAAUACCUUGACUUUGUUGUCCUUAAGCCAUUUUGCCACAACUUUGGAAGUAUGCUUGGGGUCAUUGUCCAUUUGGAAGACCCAUUUGCGACCAAGCUUUAACUUCCUGACUGAUGUCUUGAGAUGCUGCUUCAAUAUAUCCACAUAAUUUUCCUUCCUCAUGAUGCCAUUUAUUUUGUGAAGUGCACCAGUCCCUCCUGCAGCAAAGCACCCCCACAGCAUGAUGCUGCCACCCCCGUGCUUCACGUUGGGAUGGUGUUCUUCGGCUUGCAAGCAACCCCCUUUUUCCUCCAAACAUAACGAUGGUCAUUAUGGCCAAACAGUUCUAUUUUUGUUUCAUCAGACCAGAGGACAUUUCUCCAAAAAGUACAAUCUUUGUCCCCAUGUGCAGUUGCAAACCGUAGUCUGGCUUUUUUAUGGUGGUUUUGGAACUCGUUUUACUGUGCAUAUAAUACUUUUGUACCUGUUUCCUCCAGCAUCUUCACAAGGUCCUUUGCUGUUGUUCUGGGAUUGAUUUGCACUUUUUGCACCAAAGUACGCUCAUCUCUAGGAGACAGAACGUGUCUCCUUCCUGAGCGGUAUGACGGCUGCGUGGUCCCAUAUUGUUUAUACUUGCGUACUAUUGUUUGUACAGAUGAACGUGGUACCUUCAGGCGUUUGGAAAUUGCUCCCAAGGAUGAACCAGAUUUGUGGAGGUCUACACCUUUAUUUCUGAGGUCUUGGUAGAUUUCUUUUGAUUUCCCCAUGAUGUCAAGCAAAGAUGCACUGAGUUUGAAGGUAGGCCUUGAAAUACAUCCACAGGUACACCUCCAAUGGACUCAAAUGAUGUCAAUUAGCCUAUCAGAAGCUUCUAAAGCCAUGACAUCAUUUUCUGGAAUUUUCCAAGCUGUUUAAAGGCACAGUCAACUUACUUUAUGUAAACUUCUGACCCACUGGAAUUGUGAUACAGUGAAUUAUAAGUGAAAUAAUCUGUCUGGAAACAAUUAUUGGAAAAAUGACUUGUGUCAUGCACAAAGUAAUGUCCUAACUGACUUGCCAAAACUAUAGUUUGUUAACAAGAAAUGUGUGGAGUGGUUGAAAAACGAGUUUUAAUGACUCCAACCUAAGUGUAUGUAAACAUCCGACUUCAACUGUACAUGUUUCAAGCAGACCACCAUAGCCCCUGUACCCAAGAACGCCAAGGUAACCUGUCUAAAUGACUAUCGCCUCGUAGCACUCACAUCUGUAGCCAUGACAUGCUUUGAAAGGCUGGUCAAGGCUUACAUCAACACCAUCAUUCCAGAUACCCUGGACCCACUCCAAUUCGCAUACCGCCCCAACAGAUCCACAGAUGACGCAAUCUCUAUUGCACUCCACAGUGCCCUCUCCCACCUGGACAAGAGGAACACCUAUGUGAGAAUGCUGUUCAUUUACUACAGCUCAGCGUUCAACACCAUAGUGCCCUCCAAGCUCAUCACUAAACUAAGGACCCUGGGACUGAACGGGCUGCCCGCAGGUGGUGAGGAUAGGCAACAACACAUCCGCCACGCUGACCCACAACACAGGUGCCCCUCAGGGGUGCGUGCUUAGUCCCCUUCUGUACUUCCUGUUCACCAACGACUGUAUGGCCGCACACAACUCCAACACCAUCAUUAAGUUUGCUGACAACAUGACGGUGGUAGGCCUGAUCCCCGACGAUGAUAAAACAGCCUAUUGGGAGGAGGUCAGAGACCUGGCAGUGUGGUGCCAGGACAAUAACCUCUCCCUCAACGUGAGCAAGACAAAGGAGCUAAUCGUGGACUACAGGAAACAGAGGGCCGUGCACACCCCCAUUCACAUCAACGGGGCUGUAGUGGAGCGGGUUGAGAACUUCAAGUUCCUCGGUGUCCACAUCACUAAGGACCUAUCAUGGUUCAAACACACCAACACAGUCGUGAAGAGUGCAUGACAACGCCUCUUCCUCCUCAGGAGGCUGAAAAGAUUUGGCAUCGGCCCUCAGAUCCUCAAAAAAAGUUAUACAGCUGCACCAUUGAAAACAUCUAGACUGGCUUCAUCACUGCUUGGUAUGGCAACUGCUUGGCAUCUGACCUCAAGGUGGUACGGAGGGUAUUUAUUAAUACUUUGAUUAUAACGUGUUAUUAUUUUGCUAUUAUUUCUCUAUUUUCGUUCUCUCUGCAUUUCACUGUUAGUCUACACCUGCUGUUGACGAAUAACACUAUUUUAUUUGACACAUACACAUGCACUGAUCCGCUUUACCUCAUACACACAACCACAUAUUCAAAUGAGGCAUACUGCAGAGCGAUACGCUUUCAUCUGAGAGGAGUUCAUUUGAGGUAUCUGCAAUCUGCAAUAACAAAAGCCUGCCUGAAAUAAAACGGAACAACUAUAAACGCACAGAGUUUGAAAACACGGAAAGCAUCGACCAAGCCGUUUGCAAGGAGACAAAACAAAGGGAUUCUUCUCUUUCUGACGGCUUUAUCUUGCUCCAAAAAUAUGUGCAACCUGUCCCAGCCUUUCUCACUCACACAGAAGCAGACAGCUGACACACACCCUCGAUCUCGAUCUCUAUCUCUCUCUCUCUCCUCUCUUUCUCUUUCUUUCUUUCGUUCUCUGUGUCUCCCUCCCACACACACACACAGACACACACACCCAAAAGCAGUUGGUACACACACACACACACACACACACACACACACACACACACACACACACACACACACACACACACACACACUGACAUGGAUGCCCUUGACAGUAAAACCAAAGAAUGCAAAUGAGAUCAAGCUUCUUCUCUCCUCUUUAUUUCUCCUCUGUCUCUUUCUUUUAUCUCUCGUUUGAAACAGCGGGGUACACAAAGCAUUCAGAUUUCCGGGCCUCUCUUCUCUGCAGCAUUUUCCUCCCUCUCUUUCUUUCUUUCUCUCUCUCUUUCAGUCUCUCCCUCCAUCCCCUCCUUCACUUUCUUUCUCUCCCCCUCUCUAUCUCUGUCUCUCUCUCUCUCUCUCUCUCCCUCCAUCCUCUCUUUCUCUCUCUCUUCUGAGUUUUAAGCCAAAGCUUUGAAUCAGGUUCACUUCUGGCCCUUUUAUGUUUAUGAUGACGUUCACACACACUUGAAUAUGAUUUUAAAACACACACACACACACACACACACACACACACACACACACACACACACACACACACACACACACACACACACACACACACACACACACACUGCUCAGUGUACUGUGUUUGCAUUGUUUGUAUUGCGUUUAAGAUGCUGAAAUUAGAUAUGCCUCCCUACACUCUUCUACAGCGUUUCUGUGCACCAGUAUUUUUAUGAAUGUUUAAAAUUUCAGACACUAAAACAGACUCUUAUUUCAUUCAGUGUGCUGUCUCAGGGUGGCUAUGUCCCAAACGGCACCCUAUUCCAUAGCUGCGGGAAGUAGGGGCACUGAGGGUGCUGCUGCACCCCCUGAAAAAUCAGAAUAAUAAAAUAAAAUAAAAUAUAUUUUAUAUCUGUUUUUUUGUGGUCUUUUUUCACAAAAGUAGUGCACUGGGCCUUUACUAGUCUUGUAUUAGCGGACCGAUAUAGUCGUCAUAGUGCACUAUGAAGGGAAUAGGAUGCCAUUUUGGACGCAGCCAGUGAGUUAAGCUCUAACUGGGGGCUGAACUCAGUACAGUGUUACUGGAUGGCUCAUGCUCUCUGCUGACUUUGUCCUGCCCUACACACACACACUUCCUCUUUCUCUGCCCCUCAGCCUGUAUUUGUGUGUGGGUUAAAGAUGAGAGCAGCACAAGGGACCCCAUUCAUGACUGUGUAAUUUUAAAAAGGCAGCAGUCUUGCACUUUGCUACCUGGGGCAGGAGAGAGGAGCAGCAGUCAGGGACAUAGACUACUAAUGACAGAGGUGCAGGGUGGUAGUCCCUUCAGUAUGGGAUCUCUGUGACGGAACCGUUUUAUGUAAGAUUGAGUUUGGAUUGUGUAUGUGUAUGUGUUGGAGGAAGCUGUGUGUUUGGGGAGGGUGUAUGUGUAUGUGUGUGUGUGUGUGUGUGUGUGCACGCAUGUAUGUUUGUGUGUGCUUUUCUCCUGUGAUGACUCAUUAAGUUGGUGCAGUGUGAUUAAAUCACUGCACACCAGCACAGCAAUCCCCAUCUGUUUAACAUGGGGGUCCACUGGGACCAUUCUCUCUUUCUCUUUCUUUCUCCCUCUCCCCACCCUUUCUCCUUUGCUCUCUCUCUCUCUCUCUCUCUCUCUCUCUCUCUCUCUCUCUCUCUCUCUCUCUCUCUCUCUCUCUCUCUCUCUCUCUCUCUCUCUCUCUCUCUCUCUCUCUCUCUCUCUCUCUCUCUCUCUCUCUCUCUCUCUCUCUCUCUCCUCACCCCAUCCUUUCUCCUCACUCUGUCACUCCCCAACCUCCUCCUCUUAGAGCACUGUUUAUCAGUAUCACCUGCUGUAGGGAGUCUCAAAGAAUAAACUGCAUACAAUAGAAGCCUCUCAGAUGCGGUGUGUGUGUUAGUGAGGAGGGUGCCUCAGCACAGCUCAUUUGUGUUGCUUAGCUGUACAUCAGUGUCAUCCACCCAAACACACACUAUCUCAAUCUGUCUUUCUCUUUCACACCCACGCACACACUGCGCUCGCACACACACACACACACUCGCUCUCUUUUAACACACAUGCGUUGUGCGCAGUGCACACACUGCACACACACAUACACCGAACACAGCAGUAGCUGCUAGAACCAUGUGGUAUAUACAGUUGAAGUCGGAAGUUUACAUACACUUAGGUUGGAGUCAUUAAAACUUGUUUUUCAACCACUCCACAAAUUUCUUGUUAACAAACUAUAGUUUUGGCAAGUCGGUUAGGACAUCUAAUUUGUGCAUGACACAAGUAAUUUUUCCAACAAUUGUUUACAGAGAUUAUUUCACUUAUAAUUCACUGUAUCACAAUUCCAGUGGGUCAGAAGAACUUUGUUUAAAAGGCAAAGUUGACUGUGCCUUUUAAACAGCUUGAAAAUUCCAGAAAAUUAUGUAAUGGUUUUAGAAGCUUCUGAUAGGCUAAUUGACAUAAUUUGAGUCAAUUGGAGGGGUACCUGUGGAUGUAUUUCAAGGCCUACCUUCAAACUCAGUGCCUCUUUGCUUGACAUCAUGGGAAAAUCAAAAUAAAUCAGCCAAGACCUCAGGAAAAAAAUUGUAGACCUCCACAAGUCUGGUUCAUCCUUGGGAGCAAUUUCCAAACGGCUGAAGGUACCAUGUUCAUCUGUACAAACAAUAGUACUGUCACGGUUUCGGCCGAGGCUGCUUCUCCUCCUUGCUCGGGCAGACUUCGGCGGUCGUCGUCCCCGGAGUACUAGCUACCACCGUUGUAUGUUUUCGAUGUUCCUUUUGGUUUGUGUUUGUACCGUAGGACUUCACGUAUCGUUUGUUGUUUUGUUCGCUGUGGUGUACUAAAUAAAAUAUGUACGCAUCUCUUCAAGACGAUCGUGACAAGUACACAAGUAUAUACACAAUGGGACCACGCAGCCGUCAUACCACUCAGGAAGGAGACGCGCUCUGUCUCCUAGAGAUGAGCGUACUUUGGUGCGAAAAGUGCAAAUCAAUCCCAGAACAACAGCAAAGGAUCUUGUGAAGAUGCUGGAGGAAACAGGUACAAAAGUAUCUAUAUCCACAGUAAAACGAGUCCUAUAUCGACAUAACUUGAAAGGCCGCUCAGCAAGGAAGAAGCCACUGCUCCAAAACCGCCGUAAAAAAGCCAGACUACGGUUUGCAACUGCACAUGGGGACAAAGAUCGUACUUUUUGGAGAAAUGUCCUCUGGUCUGAUGAAACAAAAAUAGAACUGUUUGGCCAUAAUGACCAUCGUUAUGUUUGGAGGAAAAAGGAUAUGGCUUGCAAGCUGAAGAACACGAUCCCAACCGUGAAGAACGGGGGUGGCAGCAUCAUGCUGUGGGGGUGCUUUGCUGCAGGAGGGACUGGUGCACUUCACAAAAUAGAUGGCAUCAUGAGGAAGGAAAAUUAUGUGGAUAUAUUGAAGCAAAAUCUCAAGACAUCAGUCAGGAAGUUAAAGACAAUGACCCCAAGCAUACUUCCAAAGUUGUGGAAAAAUGGCUGAAGGUCAACAAAGUCAAGGUAUUGGAGUGGCCAUCACAAUGCCCUGACCUCAAUCCUAUAGAAAAUUUGUAAGAUGAACUGAAAAAGCGUGUGCGAGCAAGGAGGCCUACAAAACUGACACAGUUACACCAGCUCUGUCAGGAGGAAUGGGCCAAAACCCAACUUAUUGUGGGAACGUUGUGGAAGGCUACCCGAAACGUUUGACCCAAGUUAAACAAUUUAGAGACAAUGCUACCAAAUACUAAUUGAGUGUAUGUAAACUUACGACCCACUGGGAAUGUGAUGAAAGAAAUAAAAGCUGAAAUAAAUCAUUCUCUCUACUAUUAUUCUGACAUUUCACAUUCUUAAAAUAAAGUGGUGAUCCUAACUGACCUAAAACAGGGAAUAUUUACUAGGAUUAAAUGUCAGGAAUUCUGAAAAACUGAGUUUAAAUGUAUUUGGCUAAGGUGUAUGUAAACUUCCGACUUCAACUGUAUGCCCAUUCAUGACUGAGCAAAAACAUCUGUAUCGCAGUAUUUUUUCCAUAGCAAAAAUGUAAACACGAAACAGAUCAAACUCUUUGGUCCUUUAAAAACAUGCUGUAUGUAAAAUAUUGUGCUAUAGCUUGGAAAAUAAAUACAUGUGGAUGACAACAUAUUGAUGUUUGUUUUCAACAUUAAGGCUCCUCCACCAUUUCAGCUAGUUUAGCCACCUAGCAUUAGCCUGUAUCUCAUUAUUACAACAAUGUCUAUGAGUCAGCUCCCAUAUUAUUAUUAUUAUUACCAUUCUAAUUCACAAGCACUGUGUUAGCAUAGCGCUUAGCGGUCAGCGUGCCAUCCAUCCAUCCACAGACAUUGUCACGUCUCCUCCCGUUGCUCCCCUCCGGUGCUCUGAUUACCCGGUCUACUGAGCCACCGGUCUGAGCGCACCUCCUCAGCAACACCGGAAUGGAAACCCAACGCACCCUAAUCACCUCCAGGGCACCUGCACCUCAUCAUCUCAUCACCACCCCUAUUUAGCCCUGGACUGUUCUGUAUGAUGUUGUGUGUGAUUGUUAAGCGUCGUGUCGUUUACUCUCUCGUUGUUAUUCUCUUUCUCAUUAUUAAGUAAACCUUGACCUUGUUAAUUCCUGCGUCUGCGUCCUGCCUCUUCGUAUAUCAGUACUCGUCACAGAAUCAAACACCAUGAAAAUGGAUGCAGCAGGAGUUUCCCAGUGCCUCGACCAGUACCAGCAGCAGCUUGCCCAGUUAAACGCCACCAUGCAGAUAGUGCUCCAAACUCUGCAUAAUCUGCCCAGCACUCCGGUUCCACCUCAGGGAGCGGCGAGUUGUCCAAUCCACCUGUUCCCGUGCUAUCACCCACUUCUGCGGGAACCCUCGCCCUACCGGAGCGCUAUGACGGUAAAACUACUAAAUGUAGCGGCUUCCUGCUACAGGUUUCACUUUACCUGGCACGUCAGCCUGGGGCAUAUCCAUCUGACCAAGCCAGGAUAGCGCUGGUGAUUUCGCUACUUAAAGGAAAGGUGCUGGAUUGGGCCACGGCAGUCUGGGAAGGAGAGGAGGCAGUGGCGCUUCCCUACCCCACCUUCCUCGCUCGGUUCAGGGCGGUGUUUGACCAUCCCACGGAGGGAAAGGACAGGGGUGAGCGUCUCCUCCAUCUACAACAGAGAGAGGGGCCCACGUCCGAGUACGCUCUGAGCUUUCGCACGGUGGUGGCGUCUUCCGGCAGGAAUGAGCGCGCUCUACGCACGGCCUUCCAGAGAGGCUUACGGGAGGACAUUAAGACGGAACUCGCAUGUCGGGACGACGAGAUAGACCUUUAUACCCUCAUCACCACGUCCAUCCGUCUUGACGACAUGUUGAGAGAGAGACAGCAUUCCCAACACCUCCCGGAGCCUCGACGCUCACCCCAUCUGAGCUAUGGAAGCCGCCCUGCUUCCGAGUCCUCACCCAUGGAGGUGGGCAGCACCCCCUACACCACCACGGACCACAGAUCUCCUGGCGGCUCCCUAUCUAGGCGGUAUGACUCCCGUCGCCGCUCCGUGAGUGUGACGUCAUCUCCUAUCACAAAACCAUUGUUUUUAGUUCCCAUAACGGUGACUGGUUAUUCCUUCUCUUCCAUCUCUACUGCAAUGAUAGAUUCCAGAUCAGUGGGGAACCUUAUAGAUAGGGAGCUGGUCUCUGAAUGGGGGUUGCCCACCGUGCUACUGCCUUCUCCGCUACACGUCACCUCAGUAGACAAUAAACCCCUUGGAUCAGGCACCAUAACGCACGUCACUCUCCCCAUCACCAUCACCAUUCCCACACUACCGGAGCACCACGAGGAGCUGUCAUUCCACAUCGUCACGUCACCCCUUCACGGAUUGACUUGGGAUUGCCCUGGCGCAGACUACACAACCCCAUCAUCAAUUGGAUCACCAAGAGGAUCACAGCCUGGUCCACCUCAUGCCGGAAGACCUGCCUGCCGGUGGAUUGUUGUUCCACGUCAGUGGAGAGUCCGAAGUCCGCCCUCCAGCCCAACAUUCCACGUGAUUAUGCAGAUCUCUCCGAUGUCUUGUCUUCAUCAAAGGCUACGUGUCUCCCUCCUCACAGGCCCUGGGACUGUGCCAUUGACUUGCUGGAGGGACACCACCCCCCGAAGAGUCGCAUUUACCCCCUUUCCAUGGCGGAGACUGAGGCCAUGGAGAAGUAUGUGGCGGAGACCCUGAAACGGGUUCAUCAGACGCUCUACCUGUCCUGCCUCCGCCAGCUUCUUCUUCCUGGCCAAAAAUGACGGAGGACUGAGACCAUGCAUUGACUACAGGAGGCUGAACGCAGUCACUACCAAGUACCGGUACCCCCUCCCUCUGGUUCCGUCGGCCAUCGAGCAGCUACGAGGGGCCCGGUACUUUACCAAGUUUGACCUGAGGAGUGCCUACAACCUGAUUGAAUCCGGGAAGGAGACGAGUGGAAGACGGCAUUCAGCACUACCUCAGGCCACUAUGAAUACUGCGUCAUGCCCUGCGGCCUCGCCAACACACCUUCUGUGUUCCAGUCCUUCGUCAAUGACGUGCUCCGGGACAUGCUGAGUAGACAGGUGGUGGUGUACAUCGACGAUAUCCUGAUCUACUUGGCUACGUUCGAGGAGCACGUCAGGGACGUCCGAGCUGUCCUACUCCGCCUCCGGGAACACAGCCUGUUGGUGAAGGGGGAGAAAUUAAAAUUCCACCAACAGGCCAUCUCCUUCCUGGGAUACAGGAUCAGUCCUCAGGGGGUGUUCAUGGAAGGAGUGAAGACGGACGCCGUCAGGUCAUGGCCAGUCCCCACCACCAAGGGCCUACAGAGCUUCCUGGGCUUCGCCAAUUUCUAUCGGCGUUUCAUCUGGUCCUUCAGCUCCAUAGCCGCCCCGCUCACCUCUAUCCUUAAGGGUGGGCCUCAGAAGCUGGCCUGGAACCCUGAGGCUGACGCUGCAUUCAAGAGGCUGAAGGAGAGGUUCACCACAGCGCCCAUCCUAAAACACCCAGAUCCAUCUCGUCCUUUCAUCCUGGAGGUGGACACAUCGGAGGAGGGCGUGGGUGUGGUCCUCUCCCAGCAGCACGGUAAGCCAGAGAAAAUGUAUCCCUGUGCCUUUUUCUCUAAAAAGCUACCCCCACAGAGAGGAACUAUGGAGUUGGAGACAGGGAGCUGUUGGCAGUGGUCCUCGAUCUGGAGAAAUGGAGACACUGGCUGGAGGGCGCAGUCAAUCCAUUCCGGAUUCUUACUGAUCACCGGAAUUUGGAGCACAUACGGGCAGCGAAACGGAUGAACUCUCGUCAAGCCAGGUGGGCCCAAUUUCUUACUCGCUUUCAAUUAAUUCUGUCCUACCGCCCAGGAUCCCAGAAUGUGAAAGCCGACACACUCUCCAGGAUGCACCAUACCGGAGAAAGGAAGGAUCUGCGGGGUCCUAUCCUGCCCUCGUCUCUCAUCGUUGCACCUGUCGUUAGGGAUGUGGACGAAGACAUCCGCCUGGCGGGGUACUGUCACGUCUCCUCCCGUUGCUCCCCUCCGGCGCUCUGAUUCGCCAGUCUACUGAGCCACCGGUCUGAGCGCACCACCUCGGCAACACCGGAAUGGAAACCCAACGCACCCUAAUCACCUCCAGCGCACCUGCACCUCAUCAUCUCAUCACCACCCCUAUUUAGCCCUGGACUGUUCUGUAUUGUGUUGUGUGUGAUUGUUAAGCGUUGUGUCGUUUACUCUCUCGUUGUUAUUCUCUUUCUCAUUAUUAAGUAAACCUUGACCUUGUUAAUUCCUGCGUCUGCGUCCUGCCUCUUCGUAUAUCAGUACUCGUCACAGACAUAGACAGAUACAGACAGAGCUAAACCACACCCAUUAAGGACGGCUUGUUGUUUCCAAGCGAAUUAAAUCAUGAAUAAAACAUAGCUGACACACACUCUUGUCACACACACAAAACAACACACACACUGUUGUUCAUAUAAACACACACCUGUUUAAAUAAGCAUACACAUCUGCUCACAAACACACACACACACACUCCCUUUCCCAGGCUCAUUGAUUCUGAAUGGGCCACUCAUACAGACCACUCAUACAGUUUUCAUAUUGUCUCUCCCCCUCUGACUAUGAAUGGACACCCUUGGAAAUGAGUCCAUGUUUUUGUUUCCUUAUUGUCUUGUCAGCCUCAUAUGAGCUCACAAUGACAAAACACCUGCUAGUAGUGUUAACCAGGGGAUCGUUUAGCAUUUAAAUAUUAAUGUUGUUUUGGUUGCUUGCUGCCCAUGUUGCCUUCCUCCAUAAGGCCUGGAAAGAAUAAACAGAGAUGGUAGUCUAUACAACGUUCUAAUGGGAUCUGGUAUAAACAUAUUGCAGUAUCACAUACGCCGUAAGUUUAUACAUGCAUCGUCUUAUUUAUAGUAUUUAGGGCCAGGAGUAAUUUUUUUCUGGAUCCUUGUUAUAGCUACAAGAAGUUUCAAUCGUUUUUUUCCUAAACAAGUUUUGACUUGUAACAAGGGUUUUUACUGACCAUGUGACCUGACUUCAGACAGUAGAAGCUGAGAUGUGAUGUGGCCUUAGAGAAUGUAGUGUUGACUGAUGGGCUACAGAGAGUAGUGAUAUCUGUUUGUUUGUCUGUCUGCCUUUCUGUCUGUCUGUCUGUCUGUCUGUCUCUGUCUGUCAGAGAGCCUCUUACAUUGAGCUGCAGGGUGUCUCGGUAAGAACAGUAUGGCGGCAUGUUAGUGGUUGUCACGACAACCUGCUGUGUGAUGAUUUGAAGGGUGUGCCGUCAUGACAACACUUCAGAAUGACAGUUUGAGGAGACUUUGAGAAGAUAGAGAUAGUUGUGUGUGUGCGAGUGUGUGUGUGUGUGUGUGUGUGCGAGCAAGCGUGUGUGUGUGUCUUCAGAUGUAUUACACUUGAAGUUUGAGGCAGUUCAAGGAUGCCUGGGUCAUUCCACGAAAAGAGUGCCUUUUGCAUCCAUUUGAUAAUAUUAUUUUAAGUAGAAAUUGUGCACCAAUAUUGAAUUUUUACAAGGCUGUUAUAUUAAAGGCCAAUCCGCAAUUGAAAAAAUAACAAAGCAAAUCCCGCCACUGUUUCGGUAAAGAGGCUAUAUAGUGUUCGUCUACAUUUACCUUCUUUAAAAACAUUGGAGUAGAACAAGCUUAUAUUUGGGUUCUGAUGGGUUACGAGAGUUAAACUAAGCUCAUGAGGCAUAAAAUAAGUGAUAUUCUUCAAGAAUCAAUGGGUACAUGUCAUUAAUUUAUAAGUCCAAAAAUGUAUGUACCAAACGCUGAUUGCUCCUUUAAAUGAAGUGCCCUUUAAUAAAGACCACAUUAUAAUUUUUUAUAUGAAAUGCUGAAAUGCCGAAAAAUUCUGCAAAUGGACAUGUCCUCUGUGCACCCUCUGUGACUUUCUCCACGUUUUCACCAUCAUUGCAAAGCCCUAGGCCUAGUUAUUUUUUUUGCUUUGACAAAGUCAUUUUUGCUCUAACAUGCACUGUCAACUGUGGGACCUUAUAUAGACGUGUGUGCAUUUCCAAAUCAUGUCCAAUGAAUUAAUUUACUACAGGUGGACUCCUAUCAAGUUGUAGAAACAUCUCAAGGAUGAUCAAUGGAAACAGGAUGAAACUGAGCUCAUGUCACGCCCUGGCCUACAGAACUCUAGCUAGUUUGGUCAGGGUGUGAAUAUUCUAGAUAUUUGAAAACUCAUGUAAUUUACAGUACAGUUAUACCCUGGGUUGUCCUGAACAGAAUGAGCUUAUUUACAUAAUUUAGCAGACGCUCUUAUCCAGAGCAACUUACAGUUUUAGUGAGUGCAUACCGUGGGAAUCGAAUCCACAACCCUGGCGUUGCAAGCGCCAUGCUCUACCAACUGAGCUACAGGAGGCCGUAUUGUGAAAAUUCGCAGCGGAACACGCACUUUAAUGCACUCAUGACUCCAUUCUAUGCGCACAAAAAUUACAAUCUGUUUGUCUGAAGUGCCUUUUGAAAGCCUAACUGUAAGAUCAUAUUUUAUAACUUAGCUAGCCAAGUUGGCAAUAGAAUAAGCUUUCAAAUGAUGCCCACCUGACCCAAAUUGCGAUUUAUAAUGGAACGUUUUUGGAUUGUGUAAACAACAACAGUAAUUGUGUGAUGGUGGGGACGCAGGGCUGUGAUCCAAACAAAAAACGACAUGUGUGCUUGCUUCAGUUCCUCAAUGGCAAAGCUAGGAUACCUAAAAGAAUAGCACCUUAGUUGAUGUCUCUUUCCUUGAGUCAUAAAAGUGCAUUGAAAUUACUUAGGAACUGUUGCACACAAGUUAGACCUCUCACUCAAACCCUUGUAAUAGUUUUUUCUUAUCUUGCACCUACUCCAAAAUGUCAAUGAAUAUUCAUAUUAUGCUACUAAAUGUAUCCAGAGUAUUUUCUUUAUUGACAAAUGCUGUGAAAAGUAUAGUAAAUAUAAAAUCAACAGUGUAAUGUUUGUAUUCAGUCUUGUGUCAGGUGAGCUGUUGUGUCCUCACCUUUGGUCUGAUAAUUUCCCCAUAAUUGUCACGCCCUGGCUCUGGGGACUAUGUUAUGUUGAGCCAGGGUAUGUAAGUCUAUGUUUGUAUAUCUAUGUGGGCCUGAGUGACUCCCAAUCAGAGGCAACGAGUGUCAGCUGGUUGUCUCUGAUUGGGAGCCAUAUUUAACUAUCGGUCUUUUCACUUUGUGUUGUGGUUUCUUGUUCCGUUAAGGUUUGUUCGUGUUGUAACCUUAGACGUCACGCAUCGUUGGUUAUUGUUUUGAUCGUGUGAUCAGUUAAUAAAUAUAUAUUAUGUUCACCUUCAACGCUGCGCAUUGGUCCUCUCUCGUAGACGAUCGUGACAGAAGAAACCACCAGAACUGGACCAAGCAGCCUAGUGAGGAGCAGAGUAGGUGGACUUGGCAACAGUGGAGGCAGAGCUUCGACUGGGUCAAGCCGAAUGAGGAGCUGAAUGACGGAGAUUGGAAGCAGAGGAGCGAGAGGUGGGCGAGAAUUAUCGAGGCCUGGCCCACGGGGAAGAGAGACUCCCAGAAAUUUUUUAGGGGGGGGGGGCUCACGACGUCGGACCAGCAGGAGGCCGCGAUAGAGCGGCCCAGUGGGUUGCCAGAGGAGGCCGCCAGGUUACGGGGGCCACUGGUCGAAGAGGGGAUGGAGGAUGUAGAGGCACGGCGAGAGGUACUGGCGUGUGUUGCCAGUCCGGUCCGGCCCGUUCCAGAUCCCGGUGUAGGGCCAGUGGUGUGUGUCCCCAGUACGGUCCGGUCUAUUCCUGCUCCCCGCACCAAGUCAGGGGUGCGCAUCGUCAGCCCGGUUCGGCCCGUUCCUACUCCACGCACCAAGCCUACGGUGUGCGUCGACAGCCCAGCCCGGCCCGUUCCUGCUCUCCGCACCAAGUCUGUGGUGCGCGUCGCCAGCCCAGUCCGGCCCAUCCAAGCUCCCCGCACCAAGCCAGUGGUGUGCGUCGUCAGUCCGGCACGGCCCGUGCCUGCUCUCCGCACCAAGUCUGUGGUGCGUUUCGUCAGCCCUGUCCGGCCCGUUCCUGCUCUCCGCACCAAGUCUGUGGUGCGCGUCGCCAGCCCAGUCCGGCCCAUCCAAGCUCCCCGCACCAAGUCAGGGGUGCGCUUCGUCAGCCCGGUCCGGCCCGUUCCUGCUCCCCGCACCAAGUCAGUGGUGUGCUUCGUCAGCCCAGUCCGGCCUGUCCCUGCUCCACGCACCAAGCCUACGGUGUGCGUCGUCAGCCUGGUAAGGCCCGUUCCUCCUCCACGCACCAAGCCAGGGGUGCGCGUCGUCAGUCCAGCACAACCCGUGCCUGGGUCAUGUCCGGAGCCGGAUCCGCCGCCGAGGCGGAGUGCCCACCCGGUCCCUCCCCUGUUGUGGUUGUUUGGCGCGGUCGGAGUCCGCGCCUUUGGGGGGGGGUACUGUCACGCCCUGGCUCUGGGGACUAUGUUAUGUUGAGCCAGGGUAUGUAAGUCUAUGUUUGUAUAUCUAUGUGGGCCUGAGUGACUCCCAAUCAGAGGCAACGAGUGUCAGCUGGUUGUCUCUGAUUGGGAGCCAUAUUUAACUAUCGGUCUUUUCACUUUGUGUUGUGGUUUCUUGUUCCGUUAAGGUUUGUUCGUGUUGUAACCUUAGACGUCACGCAUCAUUGGUUAUUGUUUUGAUCGUGUGAUCAGUUAAUAAAUAUAUAUUAUGUUCACCUUCAACGCUGCGCAUUGGUCCUCUCUCGUAGACGAUCGUGACAAUAAUCUCCAAAGUGUUCUCUUUCAAUUGCUACCAUGGUCAUGCAUCCAGAUGUAGGAUCUUAAUUUGAUCACUCUUUUGUUGAUGAGUAUUCAAGUUUUAAAACGGCAUCUAAAGUUUGUUAUUUCCACUUUAACAUUUCAGACUUGAUUUGCCCUAAUUUAAAAUGUAUCAAUCCUUACAAAAAUAAUAUAAUCCACAUAAUAAUUCACAUUUCCUUUUGCUGCAGGAUUAUUUUCCUGCUGUAGCAAAUUAGCUCAAAUUAAGAUCCUACAUCUGUAUGCUUUUUAUAGUUUUUCUGUUAGAAACAUUUCAAUUUGUCCCUAUCCAUAUAGGCCAAUUUCCACGAGUGUAAGGGGUUAAUUUUAUAGUAAUUUUUUACUGUACAUGUAUGUAAAAAGUUGCACUUCUUAAAAGGCACCGAAUUAGUGGAACGACCCAUCUGAAGAGGAUUUAAAGGCUUAUGGGAGUAAAGCUUGGAUCACAAGGCUGACUGGUGUUGAAUAAAAGUAUAUAUGGCAUCCUGGCAGAGUCAGUGUUAGUUCUUCAAACACACACACGAUUUCUACACCUCAAACCUGGAACAGGACUGACAAAUACAGCGAUGAAAAUAAAGUGAGGGUCAAGUCCUGGGGGCCUGGGCAGCCAGACGCUAUGGUGGUUUUGUCUGUUUGUUUACAUUUACAUUACAUUUUAGUCAUUUAGCAGACACUCUUAUCCAGAGCAACUUACAGUUAGUGAGUGCAUACAUUAUUUUAUUUUUUUAAUGUUAUACUGGCCCCCGUGGGAAUCAAACCCACAACCCUGGCGUUGCAAACGCCAUGCUCUACCAACUGAGCUACCUCCCUGCCAGCCAGCCAUUCCCUCCCCUACCCUGGACCAAUUGUGCGCUGCCCCAUGGGUCUCCCGGUCGCGGCCAGCUACGACAGAGCCUGGAUUUGAACCAGGAUCUCUAGUGGCACAGCUAGCACUGCGAUGCAGUGCCUUAGACCACUGCGCCACUCGGGAGAGUUUACCAUGAUUGACUCCACACGCUCACACGCACACAAUCCUAACCUAAACCAUUAGUGGGGGAAAAUGCAAAACUGACCUGAGAUCAGCAUCUAGGGGCAACUUCAUCCUACACCAGAAUAACUAAGAGAGUGGUGUAGAUAAGAUAAGGACCUGUGUUAAGACCUCUCUGUGUUCUGUGUAAGAGGAGUAACUGAUUUAGGGUCUGUUUUUCUGAGAGCACUGAGCAGAAUGCAGGUUCAGCAGUGACAGUGUAGGGCUGUGUGUUUGACAGAGCGGUAUUGAUCAGCCGUGUGUGUGUGUCUCGUACUGUCAGCAGUAGCAGAGGUAGCUGAUCCAAGCUCCUUUAUUUUAGCCUUCCCUCAUUCAUCCAUCUCCAGUAUUCGCCGGGACGUAGUUGACACGGAGGCUGAAUCUCACAAACAUACACACACACUCACACCAGCCAUCCUUCACCCUUAACCCUUUACACUUGUGGGAAUUGUCCUAUAUGGAUAGGGCUAAAUUGAAAUGUUUCUUACUGAAUAAAUAUGAUAAGCAUGGUAGCAAUUAAAAAAUAUGGUAGCAAUUAAAUCUCUUUGGAGAUUAUGAGGACAUUUUCAGACCAAAGGUGAGGACACAACAGUUCACCGGACACAAGCCUGAAUCCAAACAUUACACUGUUGAUUUUAUAUGCUUUUUACAUUUACUGUACUUUUCGCAGCAUUUGUUGAUAACUGAGAAUACUCUGGAUACAUUCAGUAACAUAAUAUGAAUGUUCCUGGAAAAUUUGGGGUAGGUGCAACAUAAGACAAAACAAUGAUAAGGGUUUGAGUGAGAGGUCUAACUGGUGUCUCCAAGUGGCCACACACCUCUCCAAAGUGUGCACAGUUCCUAAAUAAUUUCAAUGCACUUUAAUGACUCAAGGAAAGAGCUUUCUUGUCUGGUUACCCAUCCACAUCGCUCCAGCCAACUGAUGUUUCUUCUCCACCAUGAGUCUGGAUUUGCCUGCCUCCCCAACGAUUUCUAGAAUGUGAACAGAUUCUGACCGUUCUGAUUGGUUCCAGAAACUGAUGGGUUUGACCAGAGCCGGCCUACAAGAUGAUGUUAUCAACUUUGCUACUCUGAUUGAUUAGAUUUGUUAGACACGAUCCAAUCGCUGAUUCAUUUGUUUUGUACAACGUCCCUCAUUUUGAAGUCACACAAACGACUUCUAGGAUGGCAGUUUCAGACUGAAUGUACACUACCGGUCAAACGUUUGGGGUCACUUAGAAAUGUCCUUGUUUUCCAUGAAAACAUACAUGAAAUGAGUUUGAAUAGAAAAUAUAGCAAAAUGAAUAUGAAAUGUAGUCAUUGACAAGGUUAGAAAUAAUGGUUUUUAAUUGAAAUAAUAAUUGUGUCCUUCAAACUUUGCUUUCGUCAAAGAAUCCUCCAUUGGAGUCCAGAAUGGAGUCAUUCAGGUGCAUGUUUCACGACUAAUUUUCUUCACAAUAGAGCUCUCCAGUUUGUAGUCCUAAAAACCUUAUACAUUUUGUUCUAUGAGAUAAUAUCAGGCGGUUAACAUGACCUUUAUGAGUUAUUAAGGCUUUAUGUGCUUAUUUUGAUUACAUAAAUGCUUCAAAAUUCACAACAAGUGACAUUAGCUGAUGAAGAUGAUCUCAUAGAACAAAACAUAUAAGAUCUCCUAAGCUCGUACCCCUGCACAUUGACUCUGUACUGGUACUCCCUGUAUAUAGCCUCAUUAUUGUUUUUAUUGUGUUACUAUUUUCUGUGUUACUAUUUCCUGAUUGCCUAGUCACUUUUACCCCUACCCACAUGUUCAUACUGUAUUACCUCAACUACAAAGGAGAUGAUCGUGGACUACAGGAAAAGGAGGGCCCGAACAGGCCCCCAUUAACAUUGACGAGGCUGUAGUGGAGCGUGUCGAGAGUUUCAAGUUCCUUGGUGUCCACAUCACCAACAAACUAUCAUGGUCCAAACACACCAAGACAGUCGUGAAUAGGGCACGACAACACCUUUUCCCCCUCAGGAGACUGAAAUGAUUUGGCAUGGGUCCCCAGAUCCUCAAAAAGUUCUACAGCUGGUAUGUCCGCCUGGUAUGGCAACUGCUCGGCAUCUGACCGUAAAGCGCUACAGAGGGUAGUGCGUACGGACCAGUACAUCACUGGGGCCAAGCUUCCUGCCAUCCAGGACCUAUAUACUAGGCGUGUCAGAGGAAGGCCCAAAAAAUGGUCAAAGAUUCCAGUCACCCUAGUCAUAGACUGUUCUCUCUGCUAUCGCACGGCAAACGGUACCGGAGCGCCAAGUCUAGGUCCAAAAGGCUCCUUAACAGCUUCUACCACCAAGCUAUAAGACUGCUGAACAAUUAAUCAAAUGGCCACCUGUACUAUUUACAUUGACCCCCCCCCCCCCCCCCCCUUGUUUUUACUCUGCUGCUACUCGCUGUUUACUAUCUCGCUGUUUGCAGUCACUUUACCCCUACCUACAUGUACAAAUUACUUUGACUAACCUGUACCCCGCACAUUGACUCGGUACCGGUACCCCCCUGUAUAUAGGCUCUGCACUGAGGCUAGGAAACACUAUUACCACCGAUAAAUCUACAAUAAUCGAGAAUUUCAACAAGCAUUUUGCUACGGCUGGCCAUGCUUUCCACCUGGCUACCACUACCCCGGCCACCAACUCUGCACCCUCCGCUGCAACUUGCCCAUGCCCCCCCCCGCUUCUCCUUCACACAAAUUCAGACAGCUGAUGUUCUGAAAGAGCUGCAAAAUCUGGACCCCUACAAAUCAGCUGGGCUAGACAAUCUGGACCCUUUCUUUCUAAAACUAGCCGCCUAAAUUGUCGCAACCCCUAUUACUAGCCUGUUCAACCUCUCUUUCGUAACGUCUGAGAUCCCCAGAGAUUGGAAAGCUGCCGCGGUCAUCCCCCUCUUCAAAGGGGGUGACACUCUAGAUCCAAACUGUUACAGACCUAUAUCCAUCCUGCCCUGCCUUUCGAAAGUAUUUGAAAGCCAAGUUAACAAACAGAUCACCAACCAUUUCGAAUCCCACCGUACCUUCUCCGCUAUGCAAUCCGGUUUCCGAGCUGGUCAUGGGUGCACUUCAGCCACGCUCAAGGUCCUAAACGAUAUUAUAACCGCGAUCGAUAAUAGACAGUACUGUGCAGCCGUCUUCAUCGACCUGGCAGACUAAAUAGCCUUGGUUUCUCAAAUGACUGCCUCGCCUGGUUCACCAACUACUUCUCAGAUAGAGUUCAAUGUGUGAAAUCGGAGGGCCUGUUGUCUGGACCUAUGGCAGUCUCUAUGGGGGUGCCACAGGGUUCAAUUCUUGGGCCGACUCUUUUCUCCGUGUAUAUCAAUGAUGUCGCUCUUGCUGCUGGUGACUCUCAGAUCCACCUCUACGCAGACGACACCAUUUUGUAUACAUCUGGCCCUUCAUUGGACACUGUGUUAACAAACCUCCAAACGAGCUUCAAUGCCAUACAACACUCCUUCAGUAGCCUCCAACUGCUCUUAAACACUAGUAAAACUAAAUGCAUGCUCUUCAAUCGAACGCUGCUGGCACCCGCCCACCCGACUAGAAUCACCACUCUCGACAGGUCUGACCUAGAGUAUGUGGACAACUACAAAUACCUAGGUGUCUGGUUAGACUGUAAACUCUCCUUCCAGACUCACAUUAAGAAUCUCCAAUCCAAAGUUAAAUCUAGAAUCGGCUUCCUAUUUCGCAACAAAGCCUCCUUCACUCAUGCUGCCAAACAUGCCCUCGUAAAACUGACUAUCCUACCGAUCCUUGACUUCGGCGAUGUCAUUUACAAAAUAGCCUCCAACACUCUACUCAGCAAAUUGGAUGUAGUCUAUCACAGUGCCAUCCGUUUUGUCUCCAAAGCCCCAUACACUACCCACCACUGUGACCUGUACGCUCUUGUUGGCUGGUCCUCACUACAUGUUCGUCGUCAAACCCACUGGCUCCAGGCCAUCUAUAAAUCACUGCUAGGCAAAUCCCCGCCUUAUCUUAGCUCAUUGGUCACCAUAGCAGCACCCACCCGUAGUCUGUGCUCCAGCAGGUAUAUCUCACUGGUCAUUCCCAAAGCCAACACCUCCUUUGGCCGCCAUUCCUUCCAGUUCUCUGCUGCCAAUGACUGGAACGAAUUGCAAAAAUCUCUGAAGCUGGAGACUCUUAUCUCCCUCACUAACUUUAAGCAUCAGUUGUCAGAGCACCUUACCGAUCACUGCACAUGUACACAGCCCAUCUGAAAUUAGCCCACCCAACUACCUCAUCCCUAUAUUGUUAUUUAUUUUGCUCUUUUGCACCCCAGUAUCUCUAUUUGCACAUAAUCUCUUGCACAUCUAGCAUUCCAGUGUUAAUACUAAUUGUAAUUAUUUGCACUAUAGCCUAUUUAUUGCCUUACCUCCAUAACUUGCUACAUUUGCACACACUGUAUAUAUAUUUUCUGUUGUAUUUUAUGACCUUAUGUUUUUUUUUACCCCAUAUGUAACUCUGUGUUGUUGUUUUUAUCGCACUGCUUUGCUUUAUCUUGGCCAGGUUGCAGUUGUAAAUGAGAACUUGUUCUCAACUGGCUUACCUGGUUAAAUAAAGGUGAAAUAAAAUGGUUAUGUAAUUUUAUUGUGUUACUUUUUUUCCAAUUCUUUAUUAUAGUUUAUUUAGUAAAUAUUUUCUUAACUCUAUUUCUUGAACUGAAUUGUUGGUUAAGGGCUUGUAAGUAAGCAUUUCACGGUAAGGUCUACACCUGUUGUAUUCUGCUUAUGUGACAAAUUUGAUUUGAUUUGGAUGAAUAUAAAAUGUUCGGCCGAAGGUAACUAAAAGAAAAUCUGCCUCUAAGACAAUUACUUGAAGAAUUUUAUGGAUGUUUUGUGUACAAAGGCGAUGACUAAAGUGUCUUAUUUGCUUCUUUUUUUAUUUGACUUCUCUUUGGGGCUGUCUAUGAAAAUUGUAUUUUUGCGCUUGACUUCAGCUAAACUGCAAUACCGGAGCGGGCCUGUAGGUGCAGUGAAAGCGUGCUUCCAGACCGGAACACUGGGGCCUUGUUCUCAACCCCUAUACGGGCUGGAGUGUAACGGGUUAAUGAGAGACUGAGACUUGCUGGGACUGACAGACACACUCCUCUUCCCUCUCCUUUUAUUCGCUCCUCUCCUCCUUCUUUCCCUUAUUUAGGCUACCUUCUCUCUCUUCACCUCUCUUUUCUUCCUUGUUUUGUCUCCUCUGAUUCCUCCCUCUCUCACAGUUUGUCUGUCUGUAACUCUCGCUGUUUGUCUGUCUGUCUCUCGCUCGCUCUCACUGUCGCUCUCUGACUCUCAUCUGUCUGCCGUCGUCUGUGUCUGUCAUUUUCUUUGUGUGUGUGUGUCUGUCUGUCGUUUUGUCUCUGUGUGUGUGUGUGUGACUGUGUCUGUGUCUGUGUGUGGUCACAGUGCUUUGCUUCAACAUAUGCUGUGUAGGAGCAGGGGCCAGGAGCGAGACCUGCAGGGGCGGGGCCUUCUGUCAACCUGGCAACUCUCCCUCAGCUCUCGCUCUGUGUGUGUGUGUGUGAGGGGAGGUUUUAGCCUGAUCCUGAUAUCUGCUGCCCUCAAAGGAACACAGUGCAUGAUGGGAAAGCUGAGCAGACAUAUCUAAUCACCUGCCAUGCCACGGGGAGAAACCUCUCUGUUUCACACACACACACUUGACACAACAUGGUUAAACCUAGCAAACGUGUCAUUACACACAUUCAACGACACACACUCAGCAUUAUUUUGCUGCCAUUUACUGUUCUCUAUUUCCACUGUGGGAAUGUGCUUCAGCUCUGUCCCCACCCUAUUGCUGCAGUAUCUCUCUCUUUCCCUCCCCUGGCCUCUCUCUCUCUCACACUCUUUCCUCCCAUGAUCCCCUCUCCCUCUAUCUCUCCCCCAUCUCUCUCUUCCUCUCUCUCGCUCUCCCCCCCCUUCUCCCUUCCUCUACCUUCAUCUCUCCCUCCCCAUAUCACCCCCUCUCUCUCUGUCCUCUCUCUCUCUCUGUCCUCUCUCUGUCCUCUCUCUCUUUCUGUCCUCUCUCUCUCUCUCUCUCUGUCCUCUCUCUGUACCCCUCUCUUUCUCUGUCCUCUCUCUCUGUCCCCCUCUCUCUCUCUGUCCCCUCUGUCUCUCUGUCCUCUCUCUCUAUAUGUCUCUCUCUCUCUCUGUCCCCCUCUCUCUCUCUGUCUAGUGAAUAAUAUAUGAUGUGCUGUAGGUACAGAGUGCUGCUUUCUCUGUCAGGAGAUGACUGGGAGGAGGAGGCUCUGUGUUAAUGUCUGUUUCUACUGCAAGUAUGUGUAUCUACUGAGAUUAUGUGUUUCUACUGCAAGUGUGUUUUUACUGAGUUGAUGUGUGUUUCUACUGCAAGUGUAUGUCUACAUUACAUUUUAAUACUGCAGAUCUUCCUUCCUGGUUCUCCCCUAUUUCACCAUCACUCACUCACUCACUCACUCACUCACUCACUCACACACACACACACACACACACACACACACACACACACACACACACCCUCUGCAGCAGUGUCAGUGCCAGUGUUAUAGAUCCUGUGGUGUGUGUGUGUGUGUGUGUGUGUGUGUGUGUGUGAAUGUAGUGGGAGCAGUGUGGACUGGUCUGGAUAAACAGGGAUUACAGGGAAACCGUUGAGCCCGGCCCAAUCUCUCCCUGCGCUCCAUCAAUCCUAUGUGUGUGUGCGUGCGAGUGUGUGCAAAGGCUCAAAUUCCUUCGUAGAUCGAUGCAGGCUGGGAUGAAGGAUUGAAGGAGUGUUGAUCUGAGGCUAUUUAAAGUUCUGCCUUGGCUCAGAGAACUCAAUAGACCUGAAGACAUUUUAGCUACCCAACCUCAUCUGACAUCACACUUUGGUUUGAAUACUAUUCAAAAUAAUUUCAAAUACUUUAUCUGGGCUUGAUUGAGCCUGCCUGGUGAAAUGGAAACAAUAGAAUAGUCCCAAAGCUGAAAACCUCACCCAACUGGCACUCCAGGCAGGCUAGAGCAAACGCUCAAAGUAUUUGUGGGAUUUUAAAAUAUUAAUUGAAUGAAUGUUCCUGAGUGGCUGAGUUACAGUUAUGACUUAAAUCUUCUUGAAAAUCAAUUUAAGUCAAAACUGUAACUAGGCCACUCAGGAACAUUCAAUGUCGUCUUGGUAAGCAGCUCCAGUGUAUAUUUGGCCUUGUGUUUUAGGUUAUUGCCCUGCUGAAAGAUGAAUUUGUAUCCCAGUCUGACCGUUGUUUGUUUCUUGCUGUGUUUUCUAUUUGUUUUAUGUAUUCAUGUGUGAGUUGUGCUUAGAUUCUGACAUAGACAAUACUCAAUGAAUAGGUUGUAUUAGAAAACAUUGAAGAUUAGGUUUUUGAGACUAUAUGGACAAUAAUUUCUCCUUCCUCCUGAAGUGUGCUCCCGUUCACAACUUUAAAAGCAGAUUCAAAAGCAUUGAAUUGGUGUUGGCAUGGGGGUCGUUCCAUAUGAUUUCACUUUCUGAUUGCACCCCUUUUGAUUGGAAUGAAACCUUCCAUACAUGUUUGCCCAUGGUAGAAGUGGUCAGAAAGGGACUUUUUGGACCUAAAUGCCAAAACAUUCAGGUGCUCAAAGUUAACCCAUUUUGCUUACCCAACCCUCCAUGAGACACCCAUGUCUUCAUCACUGAAAAAUAUAAACGGUUGAGUUUUAUAUCAUUUGAAAGCUUACAAACAGGAUUGUCAAACAAUUUGAUGAUUUAUUGAAAAAAAUGUUUUUUUAAUAAAUAAAAAAAGUCAUUUACAGUAAAUUAUCUAAAAAAGCGUCAACUCCGAUUUUUUUCAUUUUCAUAUAUGUUGUAGCGUCGUAUACCCUAUUUUACAUAAUCUGAUGUGUUUGAGUUGUGCCUACCAUCAGUUGAGACACAGCGUACUCUAGAAUAAAGGGUAGGUGUCACGUUUUGGUUAAUAAAUGUCUUAAAAUGUGAAUAAAAUUGAAGUUUCAACUUUCAAAUGGUACCACAAAGAUGGUGGGAGGUCCACACAUAAUGGGGGUGGGGCAUGCAAAAUGGGUCAACUUUGAGCACCUCUAUCUCCUGAAUUUUUUGGCAUUCAUGAAUGGAAGGUUUCGUUGAAAUCAAAAGGGGUGCAGUCAGAAAGUGAUUGAAAUCAUAUGGAAUGACCAAUGGGCUAGAGGGAGUUUCUAUAUACAGUGCAUAUAGAAAGUAUUCAGACCCCUUGAAUGGAUUAAAUAGUUUUUUCCCUCAUCAAUCUACACACAAUUCCGCAUAAUGACAGAGCAAAAACAGGUUUUUAGACAUUUUUGCAAAUGUAUGUAAAAUAAAUAAUAAUACUCAGUACUUUGUUGAAGCACCUUUGGCAGCGAUUACAGCCUCAAGUCUUCUAGGGUAUGGCGCUGCAAGCUUGGCGCACCUGUAUAUGGCGCUACAAGCUUGGCGCACCUGUAUUUGGGGAGUUUCUCCCAUUCGUCUAUGUAGAUCCUCUCAAGCUCUGUCAGGUUGGAUGGGAGCGUCGCUGCACAGCUAUUUUCAGGUUUCUCCAGAGAUGUUCGAUCGGGUUCAAGUCCGGGCUCUGGCUGGGCCACUCAAGGACAUUCAGAGACUUGUCCCGAAGCCACUCCUGCGUUGUCUUGGCUGUGUGCUUAGGGUCGUUGUCCUGUUGGAAGGUGAACCUUCGCCCCAGUCUGAGGUCCUGAGCGCUCUGGAGACGGUUUUCAUCAAGGAUCUCACUGUACUUUGCUCCGUUCAUCUUUCCCUCGAUCCUGAUAAAUGUUCCAGUCCCUGCCGCUGAAUAACAUCCCCACAGCAUGAUGCUGUCACCACCAUGCUUCACCAUAGGGACAAUUCCAGGUUUCCUCCAGACGUGAGGCUUGGCAUUCAGGCCAAAGAGUUCAAUCUUGGUUUCAUCAGACCAGAGAAGCUUGUUUCUCAUGGUCUGAGUGUCCUUUAGGUGCCUUUUGGCAAACUCCAAGCGGGCUGUCAUGUCCCUUUUACUGAGGAGUGACUUCCGUCUGGCCACUCUACCAUAAAGGCCUGAUUGGUGGAGUGCUGCAGAGAUGGUUGUCCUUCUGGAAGGAUCUCCCAUCUCCACAGAGGAACUCUGGAGGUCUGUCAGAGUGACCAUCGGGUUCUUGGUCACCUCCUUCUCCCCCGAUUGCUCAGUUUGGCCGGGCAGCCAGCUCUAGGAAGAGUCUUGGUGACUCCAAAUCUCUUCCAUUUAAGAAUGAUGGUGGCCACUGUGUUCUUGGGGACCUUCAAUGCUGCAGACAUUUUUUGGUACCCUUCCCCAGAUCUGUGCCUCGACACAAUCCUGUCUCGGAGCUCUACGGACAAUUCCUUCGACCUCAUGGCUUGGUUUUUGCUCUGACAUGCACUGUCAACUCUGGGACCUUAUAUAGACAUGUGUGUGCCUUUCCAAAUCAUGUCCAAUCAUUUGAAUUUACCACAGGUGGACUUCAAUCAAGUUGUAGAAACAUCUCAAGGAUGAUCAAUGGAAACAGGAUGCACUUGAGCUCAAUUUCGAGUCUCAUAGCAAAGGGUCUGAAUACUUAUGUAAAAAACGUAUUUAUGUUUAUAAUUUUUUAGUUAAUUAGCAAACAUUUCUAAAAACCUGUUUUCGCAUUAUGGGGUAUUGUGUGUAGAUUGAUGAGGGGGAAAAAAUAUUUAAUCAAUUUUAGAAUAAAGCUGUAACGUAACAAAAUGUGGAAAAAGUAAAGUGGUCUGAAUACUUUCUGAAUGCGCUGUAUAUUGUGGAGUGACACUUAAAUAAAUUUUUCUAACUAGAACUUGUGUCUCCAUUAGUAACACCUGUGUUUGGCAUGGGGCACUGCAUGCCAGCUUUGUCUGUGUGCCAGCCAAGUCUCCAACCCUCCCUCUCUCCAUCUCUCUCUCCAUCUCUCUCUUUCUCUCUCUCUCCCUCUCUAUCUCUCUCCUUCCUUCCUCCCCAUCUCUUUCGCCAACCCUCCCAUCUCUCUCACUCUCUCCCCCUCUCUCUCCAUCUCUCUCUCCCUCUCUCUCUCUCUCUCUCUCUCUCUAUCUAUCUUUCCCCCCCUCUCCCUCCAACCCUCUACCUCCCUCCCUCCCUUUCUCCAGUCUCUCAUGUUAACAAUAGUAGCUGUUCAGAUCUAAUGAUGUUCUAGUAGUAGAGCCAGUCAGUGUUAAAUAUCACCCCUCCUGUGCCUUUUAACACUCACUGAAUGGAGGUUGGGAUUUAUUACCUUGGCAAUGCCAUUUUGUACAUUUUAAAAGGCCUCAGAAAAUGUCUCUUGCUCUCUUUUUUCUCUCUCUUUCUCUAAUUACCAUCCAUAUUGAUAUAUUUCUCUAGGUGUGUUGUGUUCUGUAGCACUUUGCUUGACUAUACAUGUUUUCUGAUUUUAGAACUUCCAGGCCCUCCCAAGGCAGCCAGUGCAGAUCACUAAGAAGCAGUAUGUUCAAGGUACAGUUAAUCACACAACACACACAUACAAAGUCAAAUCCAGCCUCAUAAUGCAUUAUGCACAGCCUCUCUAUACAUUCAAGGUAAAACAAAUCACCCCUCCCACACACACGCACGCACACAAACACACACACACGCUGAUCUUAAGUUUUUUUGUACAGGCUUCCUACUUUUCACUCUUGUCAUUUAGGUUAGUAUUGUGGACUAACUACAAUGUUGUUGAUCCAUUCUCAGUUUUCUCCUAUCACAGCCAUUAAACUCUGUAAAUAUUUUAAAGUCACCAUUGGCCUCAAUCCCUGAGCAGUUUCCUUCCUCUCCGGCAACUGCGUUAGUGACUAUGUGUAUUGAUACACCAUCCAAAGUGUAAUUAAUAACUUUACCAUGGUCAAAGGAAUAUUCAAUGUUUUUUUUGUUUGUUUUUUUUACCCUUCUACCAAUAGGUGCCCUCCUUUGUGAGGCAUUAGAAAAUCUCCUUGGUCUUUGUGCUUGAAUCUGUAAAAUGCGCUGCUCAACUGAGAGACUUUACAGAUAAUUGUAUGUGUGGGGUACAGAGAGGAGGUAGUCAUUCAAAAAUCAUGUUAAACACUAUGAGUCCAUUCAGCUUAUCAUGUGGCCUGUUAAGCAAAUGUUGAUUCCUGAACUUAUUUUGGCUUGCUGUAACAAAGGGGUUGAAUACUUAUUGUUUCAAGACAUUUCAGCUUUUCAUUUGUAAAAAAAAAUCCUAAACAUUCCACUUUGACAUUAUGCGGUAUUGUGUGUGGGCCAGUGUCACAAAAUCUCAAUUUAAUCCAUUUCAAAUUCAGGCUGUAACACAACAAAAUGUGGAAAAGUAAUGUGAAUACUUUCUGUAGACACUGUAGCCAAGGUAUCAUUACUCAUUAUGUAUUUAUUCCUUGUGUUAUCUAUUGUUCUCUCUGCUUUGUUGGGAAGGGCCCGUAAGCAUUUCACUCUUAGUCUACACCUAUUGUUUACAAAGCAUGUGACAAAUAAAAUGUUAUUUGACACACACACUCUCAAACCCCAGAGAAAGUGAUGGAUGAUAGAGGAAGGAAGCUUUGCAGAAACCCUCCCAGGCACACACACACACACACACACACACACACACACACACACACACAGAGAGAGACUUGAUGAGCAUUGUGGUAAAUAAAGAUCGUUUAUGAAGGUAAUAAACUGGAUGACAGUAGUUAUAUGACACUGAAGGACUGGCUUGUACACACACUGAGCCCAAAGCCCUUCCCUGGCCAGUCUACUAAAACGGGUAUUUACGUGACCUGGCAACUUCCACUUUGCUGUCAAUCUAUCCAUAGAGACAGUUGCAUACAGACAGUUGCAUUCGUCACACUAGUCUUGCAGACAUGUACACAUUCUCUCUCCUUUUAUUCACCCUGGUCAUCACUAGUUCUAUGGUUCUCUCUCUCUCUCCCCCUCUCUCCCUGCCUUCAGUGAUUCAUAGAUGCUAGCAUCAGCACCCCAUGCGCUGCUCCUCACUCAUCAUAUCCCCAGAGCACCUAUUCAUCAACUCUCUCUCUCUCUCUCUCUCUCUCUCUCUCUCUCUCUCUCUCUCUCUCUCUCUCUAUCUCUCUCUCUCUCUCUCUCUUUUCUUUCCCUCUCUUUCUCCCUCCAUCAGUCACCUAGCCCCUCUUUGAAGGUGAUUGAAGCGCCAAUCAGUCCUUAUUAGAGGUGUUACACUGUGUUUUGUUGCCCUGUGUGUGUGCGUGCAUGCGUGUGUGUGUGUGUGUGUGUGUGUGUGCAUGCGUCCGGCGUGUGUGCGUGCCUGUGUGUGUGACGUUGAUGGUAAUCGUGAUGGUGAACAGUAGGACGUUUUUCUCUUUUACUAGGUCGGGGUCAGCACUUCCCUGCCCAGGAUAAUGACGUGCUGUUAGAUUCAUCCUGAUGGGAUUCUGAUUACCACUAACACCGACCCAGUUCAGUGUUUAGUAAACAUAGCGAUGGUUACUAGCUACUCAUAUCCUACCUGAUCGAGCGAGAUUGAUGAUCUAGACCUGUGGUCAGAGAAAGGGAGGAAGAGAGCGAGGAGAGCGAAGCGAGAGAGAGAGAGGAGAGAGGGAGAGGAGAAGAGAGAGAGAGGGGAGGAGAGAGGAAGAGAGAGAGGGAGAGAGAGAGAGAGAGAGAGAGAGAGAGAGAGGGAGAGAGGAGAGAGAGAGAGAGAGAGCGGAGGAGGAGAGGAGAGGAGAGAGAGGAGAGAGGAGAGAGGAGGGAGGAGAGAGAGAGGGAGAGGAGAGAGGAGAGGAGAGAGAGAGGAGUGAGAGCGAGAGAGCGAGAGAGGAGAGAGAGAGAGCGAGAGAGCGAGAGAGAGAGAGAGAUAUAU